This is a messenger RNA of Epinephelus moara (kelp grouper), 58020 nucleotides long. RefSeq names its product titin, tandem duplicate 2 (gene ttn.2). Gene Ontology annotation, biological process: protein phosphorylation. The transcript has 109 exons. NCBI's taxonomy places the organism in Eukaryota, Metazoa, Chordata, Actinopteri, Perciformes, Serranidae. Gene Ontology annotation, molecular function: protein kinase activity; ATP binding; protein binding. The coding region runs from base 219 to 56996 and encodes 18925 amino acids. The record is from RefSeq and is a predicted model, not a curated record.
AGGGAACUGAGGUUCAGUUCCAGGUCUGCGCUGAGAACGAGGCCGGCGUCGGCCAUCCAAGCGAACCCACAGAGCUCCUUGCUAUCGAGGAUCCAACAGGAGCCCCAUCGCCACCUAUCGAGCUGCAUGUCACAGGAGCCAGCAGGGACUUCCUGUCCAUUGCCUGGAAACCUCCUCAGAGAGAUGGCGGCUGCCCCAUCACUGGCUACCACAUCGAGAUGUGUGAGGCCGGGACGGAGAAGUGGAUGAGGGUUAACUCCCGUCCAGUGAAGGAGCUGAAGUACCGCGUGGAGGAAGGCGUGGUCCCCGAGAAGGAGUACAUCCUGAGAGUGAGGGCCAUCAACUCUGUCGGAGUUGGCGAGCCCUCCGACAUCUCCGAGAACGUCUUUGCCAGAGAGUCUGAGUGCAACCCGACGCUGGAGUUCCAGACUCUGGACCUGGUUGUUGUGGAAACAGAGAAGCUGCACAUCCCAGUUCCCUUCAGAGCCGUCCCGUCACCCAGGAUCACCUGGCACAAAGACGGCAAGGAGCUGAAGGCCGACGAUCGCGUUGGUUUCAGGAAGGACUACACUUCCUGUCACCUGGAGAUCGACAGCAGCCUUCAUGCUGACGCAGGACAGUACAAAGUCACCCUGGAGAACAAUCUGGGAGCCGCCAGCGGCACCAUCAACGUCAAAGUCAUCGGUCUUCCUGGUCCAUGUAAGGAGAUUUUGGCAUCUGAGAUCACAAAGAGCUCCUGCAAAGUGACCUGGGAUCCUCCAGACUACGACGGCGGCACCCCGAUCAUACACUACGUCCUGCAGCGUCGUGAGGCUGGCAGGAGGACGUAUGUCAACAUUAUGUCCGGAGAGAACAAGGUGAGCUGGAACGUCAAAGAUCUCAUCCCCAACGGAGAGUUCUACUUCAGAGUCCAGGCUGUCAACAAGGUCGGAGGAGGAGAGUUCAUUGAGCUCCGCAACCCGGUCAUCGCAGAGGACCAGAAACACGUCCCUGACCCGCCGGUGGACGUGGAGACACACAACCCCACAUCCAGCACCGUCACUCUGACCUGGAAGCCUCCCAUGUACGAUGGCGGCUCCAAGAUCAUGGGCUACAUCCUGGAGAAGCAGAUGAAGGGCGAGGACAAGUGGGAGAGGUGCAACGACUUCCUGGUGCCCGUCCUGUCUUACACCGUCAAAGGGCUGAAGGAGGGCAAGAUGUACACAUUCAGAGUCAAAGCCGAGAAUGCUGCUGGGCUCAGCGAGCCGUCACGCAACACGCCAUUUGUCAAGGCUUCGGAGGCCAUCGAUCCUCCGAAGGUCUUCCUGAGCGGCAGCCUGCAGUCCGGCCUCAGCUUGAGGCGCGGCUGUGACAUCUGCCUGGAUGCCAACAUCUCUGGCGCACCGUACCCUGAGAUCACCUGGUAUUGGAACAACAAGGUGAUCCGCCCGGAGCCGCUCCGCAAGAGGCCCGAGAGACCCCUGAAGAAGAAGGUGGAAAAGAAGGAGGAGAAGAAAGAGGAGGUGAAGAAAGAGGAGGGAGAGGCUGAGAAGAAGGAGGGAGAGGAGAAGAAGGAGGAGGAGAAGAAGGAGGAGAAGAAAGAGGAGGUGGCAGAGCCUGAGGUGGAGGAGAUCGACUAUCCGACCAUUAAUGAACGUCUGACCAUCAACAACAGCCGCAGGGGUGUGUCCUCUGUCAUCAUCAAGGACUCGUACCGCCCUGACCACGGCGUCUACAUGGUGAAGGUGGAGAACGACCACGGCAUAGCCUCAGCAACCUGCGAGGUCAACGUGCUCGAUACUCCCGGGCCUCCGGUGAACUUCAAAUUUGAGGAGCCUAGGAAGAACUCUGUGAUCUGUAAGUGGGAUCCUCCUCUGGACGACGGUGGCAGCGAGAUCCUCAACUACACCCUGGAGCAGAAAGACAACUCCAAGCUGGAGAUCGGCUGGAGCUGUGUCACCUCCAUGCUGACAGGAUGCCGCUUCCUGGUGCCCAAACUCAUCGAGAAGAAGGAGUACUUAUUCAGGGUCACUGCGGAGAACAGGUUCGGCGCGGGCCCGUACUGCGUCUCCAAACCACUUAUCGCCAAGAAUCCAUUCGACCCUCCUGAGGCCCCUGAUAAGCCAGAGGUUGAUGACAUCACAGCCGAAACCAUGCUGGUCACCUGGACCCCACCAAACGACAAUGGCAGCCCCAUCAUUGGCUACUGGGUGGAGCGCCGUGAGAUCAAUAGCUCACGCUGGACACGUGCCAACAAGAACAUUGUCCCAACCACUGAGCUGAACGUUGGAGGUCUAAUGGAGGGGCUGACUUACAUCUUCAGGGUGGCAGCUGAAAACCAGGCCGGCCCCGGAAAGUUCAGCAUCCCCACCGAACCCAAGAUGGCCCAGGCUCGCAUCCUGCCUCCUGGACCACCUAUUGCUCGAGUGGCCACGACCACCGACCACUCCAUUGAAGUAGAGUGGGACCCACCUGUUGACAACGGUGGAGGAGAGAUCAUUGGCUACCAUGUGGAAAAGUCCCUGGCUGGUUCCAAGGAAUGGUCCAGAGCUUCAGAGCAUAUGACGAGGGCCCGGACUUUCACUGUCUAUGGAGUCCGUGAGAAAGCCAAGUACAUGGUCAGAGUCAUUGCCUGCAACGCUGCCGGAGAGGGAACGCCAGGAUUCACAGAGGCUGUGAUCGUCAUGAAUCCAGCAGAGAUGCCAGUGAUUGAAAUGGACCUGGCCGUCAAGAGCGGCAUGAUUGUCAGAGCCGGAACGACACUCCUUAUACCUGCUAAAGUCACAGGUAAACCCUACCCAUUCAUUUCUUGGACCAAGGACGACGGUAAACUUGACAAAGACCGUGUGGAGGUCCUCACUGAGGGCGAAAACAGCAUCAUUUCAGUCCAGAAUUGCCAGAGGAAGGACUGUGGCAAAUAUACAGUUUCUGCUUGCAACCCCAGUGGCAUCAAGAAUGUUUCGGCUCGAGUGGAAGUAGUGGAUACUCCUGGACCUGUAACGGAUCUGAAGCCUGUUGUCGUCACUCGCAAGAUGAUCUUCCUUAACUGGGAUGAUCCAGUGGAUGACGGCGGCAGUGAAUUGACCGGCUUCCUCGUGGAAAGAAAAGAAGGCAAGAUGCACACAUGGAGGCAACCUGUUGAAACCAUUUCAUCCAAGUGCGAGUGCUCGGGCAUCGUGGAGGGAAAGGAGUACAUAUUCCGUGUCUUUGCCAAGAACAAGUAUGGCUUGGGAGUGCCCGUAGAGCUGGAGCCCAUUCUUGCUGUUGACGCACAGGCCCCUCCAUCAAACCCUGAGAAGUUCAACUACACCGAGCGCACCAAAGAUUCCAUCACGCUGACCUGGAAGCCACCUCGUAAUGAUGGCGGCAGCCCUGUCCUUGGCUACAUUGUUGAGAAGAAGAGGCAAGACCAGCAGGUCUUCGAGCCAUGCAACAAGGAGCUCUGCACUGACUUGACCAUGACUGUGGGGGGCCUGGAGGAUGCCUGGCCGUAUGAGUUCAGGAUCAAGUGUGUCAACGCAUUGGGAGAGAGUGAACCAACCAUCCCGUUGACAGUGAUCAUCCAAGACGAUGAAGUUCCUCCCGAGGUUCACAUGCUGACAAAGGGCGAGUCCAUUACUGUAAAGAAGGGUGAGCUCAUUGAGAUCCCUGCUGAUAUCAUCGGCCUCCCCAUCCCGAAGGUUGAGUGGGACAAAGAUGAUGUGGUGAUCGCUAAGCCCACUGAUGCUCUGCUGAUUGACAUGGUGGUGACCGGCAGGCUGAACGCAAAGACCAAACUGUCCAUCCCAGAAGCCAACAGGAAGGACUGCGGCAGCUUCACUGUAACUGCCUCAAACAAUAUGGGCUCAGCCAAGCACACCAUCUAUGUUAUGGUUUUGGACCGACCAACUCCACCCAGGAAUGUGACGGUGUCCAGCAUCAAGGCAGAGUGUUGCUACCUCAGCUGGGAUGCACCAGUGGAUAAUGGUGGCAGCGACCUGACCAAUUACAUUGUUGAGAAGAAGGAAGUGGUGACAGGGGAGCCGGAGCAGGAAGGUGAAACUCAGUGGGAGUUAGUUACCAACAGCAUCAUUGAGAAGAAAUACGGGGUGUGGAACCUGGAGAACAACAAGUCCUACAUGUUCCGGGUCAGAGCUGAGAAUCGCUACGGUAAAUCUGACCCCUGCGGAUCGAAGGAGGUCCAGAUCAUAGACCCAUUCGGCCUUCCUGGCCCACCAGAGAAACCAACCAUCGCAGAGUACUCGAGGACCACCAUGACCCUAACAUGGGAGCCUCCCAGAGACACCGGCGGCUCUAAGAUUAUCGGCUACUGGCUGGAGAAGAGGGAGAAAGGCACUGCCUACUGGGCCAAAGUCAACAAGACGCCCAUCACCAAGAGGGGCAUGAAAGGCUGGGAAUACCAGACAAAUCGUCUUAUGGAAGGAACAGAGUAUGAGUUCAGAGUUGCUGCCACCAAUUCUGCAGGAACUGGACCAUACAGUGGACCAUCUGACUCUGCCUUUGCUGUUGAUCCAAUCACUCCUCCAAGCAUGCCCGCCGCUCCUGUGGUGGCUGAUAAGACAAACCACAAUGUCACGCUGUCCUGGAAGCCGCCAGAGAGUGAUGGAGGAAGCCCGAUCAAAGGCUACAUCAUCCAGAUCCAGGAUGAGGGCAGAUCAGACUGGGCGAGGGUGAACGACCUUGACAGCCUCAACCCCACCACUGAGUUCACCGUACCCAGCCUACGCCCGCUGAAACGCUACCGCUUCAGGAUCAUCGCCGUCAACGUCAUUGGGGAGUCUGACCCCAGCCCCCGCACCACCGAGGUUCUGAUUGAAGAUGUCCAGCUUGCACCUGCAAUCUCCAUCGACAUAUUGAUGGAGGACCUGCUGUGCAUCCCUGCUGGAGAUCCAAUCAGGAUCCCGGCCACCAUCAAAGGCCGCCCUGCUCCCAGGGUAACCUGGGACUUUGAUGGCAAAGCCCCGACGCACAAGAAGAACAAGCUGCACACAUUGCCAGUCGACUCCCAGGUUGAAUCUACGGACACAACGUCCGUUGUAAACAUCCCUGUCAGUCUGAGGAGCCACUCUGGACGCUACACCAUCACCGCCAAGAACAAGUCCGGACAGAAACAUGUUAACGUCAGAGUCAUCGUCCUCGAUGUCCCCGGACCUGUAAAGGAGCUGAGGGUCACUGACAUCACCAGGUCAACCGCCAGGCUGAUCUGGAAACUCCCUGACAGCGAUGGAGGAGAGAGAAUCAAGAGCUACUUUCUUGAGAAGAAGAGUCUCGCUGACAAGGCCUGGACAACGGUGAAUGCAGCCUGUGCCAGCCAGGCCUUCGUGGUACCAGGCUUACUGGAAGGUCAGAACUACCACUUCAGGGUCCGAGCUGAAAACAGACUUGGAUUCGGUCCAUUCACCAUCACCACUGAUCCCAUCCUGGCCAGAGACCCCAUCUUCCCCCCUGACCCUCCCACCAAGCUGAAGGUCAACCUGGUGACAAAGACCACCGUCACUCUGAGCUGGGAGCCUCCCAAAAACAACGGUGGUUCUCCAGUGAAGCAUUACAUCAUCGAGCGUUUGAGCUGGGACACCAGCGGCAAAGAGAAGGAGACGUGGAAGCAGUGCAACAAGAGAGACGUGGAGGACCUCACCUUCGUGGUGGAGGAUCUGAAGGAGGGAGGAGAAUAUGAGUUCAGAGUAAAAGCCGUGAAUGCCGCUGGACCAGGCCGACCCUCCACCACCGUUGGACCCCUGAUCAUCAAGGAUCAGACAUUUGCUCCCACCAUUGAGCUGCGUGAGGCCAUGGAAGGCGAGGAGGGCUGUGAUGUCAGUGUUGUGGCAAAGGUGGCCGGCUGUCCGUUCCCCACGCUCACCUGGCAUAAAGCCAGCGUGGCCAAACCUGAGGAGAAGGCUCCCAUCCAGUAUGACCAGCAUAUGAACAAACUCGUGACCCACGAUAAGUGCACGCUGCUGAUCCAGCAGGCCAGCAGACACGACACCGCCCUCUACAGCCUGACGGCCUCCAACAGCCUAGGCAGCAUCACCAAGACGAUCAAGGUCUCCGUUUACGGACCUCCUAGUGCACCUAUUGGACCCAUCAAGUUCACUGAAGUGUUUGCGGAGAGGAUCGGCCUGGCCUGGAACCCUCCCACAGAUGAUGGAGGAUCUAAGAUUACCAACUAUGUGAUUGAGAAGCGUGAGGACAACAGGAAGUCCUGGGUCCACGUCUCCAACGACCCCAAGGAGUGUGCCUAUGUGGUGACCCGACUGACGGAGAACCACGAGUAUGAGUUCAGAGUCAUGGCCCAGAACAAAUUUGGAGUCGGUCCUCCUCUGGUCAGCGAGUCGGAGAAGGCCAGAAACCUCUUCACUGUCCCCGGUCAGUGUGAGAAGCCGACUGUGGAUGACGUCAGUCUGGAGUCGAUGACCGUCCACUGGGAUGAGCCCAAGUACGAUGGCGGCUCCCCCAUCACGGGCUACUUUGUGGAGAAGAAAGAGACCACCGCCAAGCGCUGGAUCCGCGUCAGCCGCGACCCAAUCCGAGCCCUCCCUCUGGGCAACAGCUGGUUUGUCACCGGCCUGCAGGAGGGUGCCAUGUACCAGUUCAGGGUUAUUGCUGUCAAUGCCGCCGGCUGCGGUCUGCCCAGCAUGCCCUCUGAUCCCACACUCUGCAGAGACCCCAUCAAGCCUCCCGGACCGCCCACUCCUAAGGUGACGGACUGGACAAAGUCGACGGUGGAGCUGGAGUGGAUCCCUCCUCUGGUGGAUGGAGGGUCAAAGGUCACGGGCUACAUCGCAGAGUUCAAGGAGGUGAACAAGGAGGAGGAGGAGAAGAAAGCUCAGAGGAAGCUGCUGCUGAGCGGUGCUGAGGAGGAGAAGGAGCCAGAGACCGACGAGGGCUGGGCAAAGGCGAAGGACACAGAGGUCAGAGGAACCAAAUACAUGGUGACCGGUCUGAAGGAAGGUGGUCUGUACCGCUUCAGAGUCCGAGCUGUGAAUGCUGCAGGAGUUGGAGAACCAGGAUAUGUGUCUGAGAUGAUCGAGGUCAAAGACAGAACAAUUCCUCCUGAGAUGGACCUGGACGCCUCGGUGAAGGAGAGGAUUGUGGUCCAUGCCGGCGGCACCAUCCGCAUCAUCGCCUAUGUGUCUGGUAAGCCCGCCCCGCAGAUCAGCUGGUGCCGUGACGACGCAGAGGUGCCCAAAGAGGCUGUGGUGGAGAAGACGGGCAUCUCCAAUUCACUGGUCAUAAAGAACUGCAAACGCCAACACCAGGGCAUCUACACGCUGAGCGCCAAGAAUGAGGGAGGAGAGAGGAGGAAGGCCAUCGUCGUGGAGGUCCUUGACGUUCCCGGACCCGUCGGUCUUCCCUUCGCUGGCGAGAAUCUGACCAACGACUCCUGCAAGCUGACCUGGUCCUCCCCCGAGGACAAUGGCGGCUCGGCCAUCACCAACUACAUCAUUGAGAAGAGGGAGUCAGACCGCAUGGGCUGGACCUCAGUGUCCUACACGGUGACGAGGAACAAUGCGGUGGUGCAGGGACUCCUCGACGGCAAGGGCUACUUCUUUAGAAUCGCAGCCGAGAACAUCAUUGGCAUGGGACCUUUCAUCGAGACCGACAAGAUGGUUCUCAUCAAGGACCCCAUCUCGGUCCCGGAGCGUCCAGAGGACCUGAUCAUCACGGCCGUCACCAAGGACUCCCUCUCCAUUGCCUGGAGACCACCCAAGUAUGAUGGCGGCGCCGAGGUGACCGAGUACAUCCUGGAGACCCGCAUGGUCGGCCGGGACAGCUUCACACGAGUAGGUGGAGACACUAAGCUGAUGGACAGGAAGUUCACCCUGACAGGGCUGAAGGAGGGCUCGACCCACGAGUUCAGAGUUUCUGCCGUCAACCAGGUCGGAAAGGGUAAAUCCUCCUUCGCCACCAAACCUGUCCAGUGCAAGGAUGAGCUUGAACCGCCCACUCUGGACCUGGACUUCAGGGACAAGAUGAUGGUGAAAGUGGGAGACACCUGCACACUGUCAGGACGCUACGGCGGCAAACCAGCGCCAACUAUCACCUGGAAGAAGAACGACGAGGAGCUGAAGGCGGAUGACGAGAUCAGUCUGCACAGCACCGCCCGCCACCUGAGCCUCACCAUCAGCAAGACCAAGAGGGAUCACAGUGGGCACUACGGUGUCAGCGUGGAGAAUGCUGCCGGAACUCGCACAGGAAUCUGUACCAUCAUUGUGGUCGACCGUCCACAACCUCCAGAGGGCCCCGUCAUAUUCAACGAGAUCUACAGGAACUGCAUGGUGAUCUCCUGGAACCCUCCACUGGAUGACGGAGGCUGUGCCGUCUCCAACUACAUCAUUGAGAAGAGAGACACCAACAGAGACCUGUGGAUGCCAAUCACUGCCUCCUGCACCAGGACCACCUGCAGGGUGCCAAAGCUGAUCGAAGGUCGUGAUUAUAUCAUCAGGAUCAUGGCUCAGAACAUCUACGGCAUCAGUGAGCCCCUGCUGUCCGCAGAAACCAAGGCCAGAGACAUCUUCAGGGUGCCCGACGCUCCUAAACAGCCCACAGUGAAGGAGGUCUAUCAUGACUCUGCCCUCAUCAGCUGGGAGCCACCUGCUGAUGGAGGAAAGCCAAUCACAGGCUACAUUGUGGAGAGGAAGGAGACCAUGGCCAAGAGGUGGGUUCGCUGCAACACAGACAGAAUCUUUCCGAAGGUAGAGUACUGGGUGACAGAGCUGCUACAGGGCUGUGAGUACGAGUUCAGAGUCAGCGCUGAGAAUGUGGUGGGAGCCGGAGACCCGAGCCCACCGUCCAAACCUGUCUUCUCCAAAGAUCCCAUCGUGAAACCAAGUCCACCGCUGAACCUUGAGGCCAUUGACUUCACCAAGGAGUCAGUGACUGUGUCCUGGGAGCCGCCUGCUGACACUGGCAGAGGAAAGAUCUUCGGAUACCUGGUGGAGUACCAGAAGGCUGGAGAGGAGGAGUGGCUGCAGGGGAACCAGACUCCAGACUCCUGCCAGGAGACCAAGUUUAAAAUGGUCGGCCUGGCUGACGGAGCUCUGUACCGCUUCAGAGUCAUGGCUGUCAACGCUGCUGGAGUGUCUGAUCCGGCUAACUUGAAGGAGCCAAUCAGAGUGCAGGACAGACUUGAGCCCCCAGAGCUCAUUCUGGAUGCUUCAAUGACCCGCGAGGUGAAGGCCAGGGCCGGCACUCACAUCACUCUGAUGGCCGCCAUCAAGGGUGUCCCAUUCCCUACCGUCACCUGGAAGAAGAACGAUGCCGAGGUGCCCACCAGGGCUGACAUUGACACCAACACGGCAGGCACAAAGCUGGAGAUGAGGUUCUGUCACCGUGGUGACUGUGGAGAUUACACGCUUACCGUGGAGAACCCGGCCGGAUCCAAGACUGCCACCUGCACUGUGCUGGUUCUUGACAAACCUGGUCCCAUCCAGCACCUCCGGGUGUCUGACGUCAGGAGUGACUCUGCCUACCUCUCCUGGAAGGACCCAGAGGACAACGGUGGUAUUCGCAUCACUAACUUUGUGGUGGAGAAGAAAGACACGGCGUCCACUCAGUGGGUCCCCGUCUGCUCCACAUCCAAGAAACGCAGCAUGACGCUGAAGCACCUGAUGGAAGGCACAUCCUACACAUUCAGAGUUGCUGCUGAGAACAUAUACGGCCGGAGCGAAUAUGUCCAGACGCCGAAGGCCAUCAAGGCCAUGAACCCACUCUUCCCUCCUGGUCCUCCCAAAGACCUGCACCACACCGACGUGGACAAGACUGAGGUGUGGUUGGUCUGGAACUGGCCCGAUCGCAAUGGUGGAAGUGAGAUCACAGGCUUCCUGGUGGAGUAUCAGGAAGAGGGAGAGAAGGAGUGGUACGAGUGGAAGACUGUGAGCAUCCCUGAGAGUCAUGUGAAUGAAGGCUUGGAGGAGGGAAAGACCUACCGCUUCAGAGUGAGGGCUGAGAACGCCAUUGGCCUCAGCAGACCUGACACCACUGUACCUAUCCUCUGCCAGGAGAAACUGAUUCCUCCAAUUCUCGAGGUGGACGUUAAGUUCACUGAGGGCAUCAUCGUAAAGGCUGGCACCACCAUCAGGCUGCCAGCAAUCAUGAGAGGAAUGCCUGUUCCCAGCGCCAAGUGGUCCAUCGAAGGAGAGGAGAUCAAAAGCCAGGGUAACAUCAAGAUCGACACGGACAACUUCUCCACUGUGCUCAGCAUUAAUGAGUGCACCAGGAACCACACCGGCACCUACCUGCUCACUGUGUCCAACCCAGCUGGAACCAAGACGGUGGCCUUGAACGUCACUGUCCUGGAUGUUCCCGCUGCUCCCAUUGGACCUCUCAACAUCCUGGAGGUCACUCCGGACUCCAUGAUGAUUGAAUGGCGUCCUCCCAAAGACGAUGGCGGCAGCCCUGUCACCAACUACAUUGUGGAGAAGAGAGAGUCCAACAAGGGGACCUGGGGAGGUGUGAGCUCUGGCAGCCUUGCCACCAAGAUGAACAUCACCCGCCUCCAGAGGGGAGUUGAAUAUGUGCUUCGCAUUCGUGCUGAGAACAAAAUGGGCAUCGGUGCUCCUCUGGAGAGCAAGCCCACUGUCGCUGAGCACUCCUUCAUGCCACCCAGCCCGCCUGGCAAGCCACAGCCCUCUGAUAUUUCAGAGGAUUCUGUUACACUCGGCUGGACCAUGCCCCUGUCUGACGGAGGCAGCCAGAUCUUUGGCUACAUCAUUGAGCGCAGACACAAGGGGGGAAAAUGGAUCCGUGUAAACAAAAUACCCUGCAGGGACCUGAGGUACACAGUUCUGGGUCUGUUUGAGGGUAAUGAAUACGAGUUUAGAGUAUUUGCUGAGAAUGUUGCCGGCUACAGUGGCCCCUCUCCUGUCUCCGACCCCUGCAAGCCCUGCAGGCCCAUCACCGUCCCCAGCCCCCCUGUCAACCCCAAACUUAAAGAUUGCAGCAAGUCCACUGCUGACCUGGUUUGGACCAAACCCAACAAAGAUGGAGGCAGCCCUAUCCUGGGCUACAGUGUGGAAAUGAAGAAGGCAGAUACUGAAGAAUGGAAAAAGGUGAACCUGGAGGACUUCAUCAAGCAGUGUGCCUAUACGGUGAAGGGUCUGGAGGAGGGUGUGACUUACAGAUUCAGAGUCUUCGCCUCAAACAUGAUUGGAGAUGGAGAGCCCAGAGAAAUCCCAGAGUCCGUCACUGCUCAGGAUAUCCUGAUCCCUCCAGAGAUUGAGAUGGAUGCCAGCUGCCGCGAGCGCAUCACUGUGCGUGUCGGACACAACAUCAACAUCACUGGCUACAUCAAGGCUCGCCCCGACCCAGAAGUGCUUUGGUCAAAGGAGCAGACAGUUCUGGAGAAAAGCAAACGUGUCUUUAUCACGCAGAACCUCCCUCUGGUCCAUCUGAGGAUCAAGGAAGCCACAAGAGAUGAUCAUGGAAAAUAUAUCCUGAAGGCUUCAAAUGAGGGUGGCGAGGCAUCUUGCACAAUCACAGUCAAUGUUCUAGACAGACCCACUCACUGCCAGAACCUGCAUACCACCUAUGCCACUAGGGACUCAUGCAUGAUCAACUGGGAGGCCCCCAAGGACAAUGGUGGAUCCGAGAUCACCAACUACAUAGUGGAGUGCCGUGAGCCCAGCAUUAGCAUGUGGUCUAUGAUCACCUCCAACUGCACCAAUCGCAAGAUCAAGGCCAAGCUGAUGGAGGGCCAUGAGUACUUGUUCCGUGUCUGUGCUGUGAACAAGAUAGGCCCGGGACCCAGUGUGGAAACCAAGACCCCUCUGCUGGCAAUCGACCCCAUUGAGAAGCCUGGUGAGCCUGAGAACUUCAGAGUCACUGACAUUGGCAAGAACUACGUCUAUCUGAGAUGGAGGAAGCCUGACUAUGAUGGUGGCAGCCUCUACCUCUCCUACAACCUGGAAUGCAAAACCAAAGAUGCUGAAGAGUGGGAGAAACUCAACACCGGCACUCUCACUAACACAUUCUUCUUGGCUGACAAGUGUGUAGAGAACCAGACAUACACCUUCAGGGUGCAGACUGUCAAUGAAGGAGGUGAAAGUGCUUGGGUAAGACUUGCUGAUAUUCUGGUGAAGGAGGAGUUGCAGAAGCCUGUCCUGGAUCUGAAGCUGGCUGGAGCUUUGACAGUGAAGGCAGGAGAGUCAGUCAGGAUGGAGGCUGGCCUGAGAGGAAAGCCUCAGCCUGAGGUCAAAUGGACGAAAGACAAGGCUGUCGGAGACAACCCAAGAAUCAGCGUGGAAACUGGCCCUGACUACUCCAAGUUCCUUAUGACCAAGUCCAGACGCACCGACAGUGGAAAGUAUAUCAUCACUGCCACUAAUUCGCUGGGCACCUUCACGGCAUAUGCCACCGUUAAUGUCCUGGACGUCCCCGGCCCAGUGAGGGACCUCAGGGUUACUGGCCUCGGGUCCGACAAGUGCAGAGUGGUUUGGGAUGCUCCAGAGGAUGAUGGAGGUUGUGAGGUGGACAGCUACAUCCUGGAGAAAUGUGAGACCAGGAGGAUGGUCUGGUCCACAUACUCAGACUCUGUGGUCACACCGUACUGCAAUGUUACUCGUCUAGUGGAGAACAACGAGUACAUCUUCAGAGUGAGGGCUGAGAACAAGAUGGGAACCGGCCCCGCCAUGGAGAGCAAGCCCGUCACUGUCAAGACUCAGUUGAACAGACCUGGACCCCCAGAUGCCCCUGAGGUCACCAAGGUCAGUAAAGAUGAGAUGACCGUUGUUUGGGCUCCUCCUGAGAAUGAUGGAGGAAAGUCUAUUACCGGCUACAUCCUGGAGAGGAAAGAGAAGAGGGCAGUGCGCUGGGUGCCAUGCACCAAGAGCCCCAUCUCUGAGAGACGCAUGAAAGUUGCCAACCUGAUCCCCAAUCAUGAGUACCAGUUCAGGGUGAAGGCUGAAAAUGAAGUAGGCCUGGGAGAGCCCAGCAAACCCUGCAGACCAGUUGCAGCCAAAGAUCCCAUUGAGCCCCCUGGCCCUCCUGCAGGCCUGAAGGUGGGCGACAGCACCAAGACGUCUAUCACCCUGUCCUGGUCUAAACCAGUGUAUGACGGCGGUGCACCCAUCAUCGGCUACAGCCUGGACAUGAGGCUGAAGAGCGAGGCAGACCCUGAGAAGCCCACUGAGGGCUGGAAGAGAAUUGACACCCGUGGCCCAUUGGUGCUCACAGAGUUCACCAUCGGCCAGCUGGAUGAGAAGCAGGAGUAUGAAUUCAAGGUGUCCGCCAAAAACCAAGUGGGCUGGGGACGUCAUGCCUACUUGAAGGAGGCCGUCUCCCCCAAAGAGAUCCUGGAGGCUCCAGAGAUUGACCUGGACGCCAGUCUGAGGAAAGGUCUGUCCGUUAGGGCUGGAUGUCCAAUCAGGCUUUUUGCUGUGAUCAGAGGAAGACCCGCCCCCAGGGUUACCUGGAAGCGCUUGGGUGUGGACAACGUGAUACGCCGGGGUCAUGUGGACCAGGUUGACACCAUGUCCUUCCUGGUCAUCCCUGAGAGCACCAGAGAGGAUUCUGGGAGAUACUCGCUGACUCUGUCCAACUCAGCCGGAGAGAAAGCCGUGUUUGUUCGUGUCAAAGUCCUUGAUACUCCUGGUCCCGUUGGUGGCCUGGAGGCAACCAACGUUACCAAGAUGACAGCUCAGCUGUCCUGGUUGCCACCAGAAAAUGAUGGUGGCAGCCCCAUCCUCAACUACAUUGUGGAGAAACGGGAGGUGGACCGGAAGACCUGGAACAAGUGUAUAGAAGACCUGAAGAAGACUAGCUUUAAGGUGACCAACAUGACUCCUGGCAUCGAGUACUACUUCAGAGUCACAGCCUGCAACAAGUACGGCAUCGGAGUUCCUCAGGACUCACCCAAGUCCUAUCUGGCUGUUGACCCCAUCAGUGAGCCAGACCCUCCGAAGAAGAUGGACGUGUUGGAGAUCACCAAGAAUAGCGCCACACUGGGCUGGCUGAAGCCACUCAGGGACGGAGGAGCCAAGAUCAAUGGUUAUGUGGUGGACUACCAGGAGGAGGGUGCGCCUGAGGACAAGUGGACACCUUAUUCUGUGGUCAGAGACCUGACCAUCGUGGUGGUUGGCCUGAAAGAGGGAAAGAAGUACAAGUUCAGAGUGGCAGCCAGGAACUCAGUGGGAGUUAGCCUGGCCCGAGAGGCAGAGGGAGUGUUUGAGGUCAAGGAGCAGCUCAUGGCUCCUAAGAUCAUCAUGCCAGACAUCAUGACGUUCAGAGCUGGAUCCAAGAUGGUGGUUGAGGCCAUUGUGGCAGGUAAACCCCCUCCCCUCUGCAAGUGGAAGCAAGGCAACGAGGAUGUGCUGACCUCUGACCGGCUGUCCAUUGUAAAGACGCUGACAUCCUGCACGCUUAUCAUCAAGAAUGUGACAAGAAAGGACAGCGGCUACUACAGCCUGUCAGCCGAAAACAGCACCGGCAAGGUCAACCAGAUCCUCAGAGUCACCAUCAUGGACAUCCCUGGACCCCCUGAAGCUCCUCUAGAGAUCACUGAACAGGACAUUGAUGCCUGCACGCUGCUCUGGAACUCCCCACCGGAGGAUGGCGGCAGCAACAUCACCAACUAUAUUGUUGAGAAGUGUGACAUCAGCCAGGGUGACUGGAUCACCAUGUCCCCAUCCUGCACCAAAACCAGCUUCAGAGUUACCAAACUGACACCUGGCAAAGAGUAUGGCUUCAGAGUCCGUGCUGAGAACAGGUUCGGCAUCGGUGCACCCAUCUACUCUGAGAGGAUGAUUGCAAAAUAUCCAUUUGAUCCUCCCAGCGAGCCCAGAAACCUGCAGAUCAACAAGGUCUUCAAGGACUUCGUCAUCCUGUCAUGGGAGCGUCCCAGCAAUGACGGUGGAACCCCCAUCACUGGAUACUGCAUAGAGAAGAAGGAGAGGAACAGCAUCCUGUGGGUGAAGGCCAACGAGUCCGUGGUCAAAGCCACCCAGUACACCUGCAGCGGCCUGAUGGAGGGCCUGGAGUACACCUUCAGGGUGUCGGCACACAACUUGGCUGGACAGGGCAAACCCUGCAAGCAGACCGACUUCAUCACCGCCAGGACUGCAGUUGAGCCACCAGGUAAGCCCGAGCCCAUGGAUGUGACCAAGAACUCUGUCUUGCUUGUCUGGGGCCGUCCCAAGCAUGACGGUGGCAGCAAGCUGAUUGGCUACUUCAUGGAGUACAUGAAGCCUCCAGAGGAAAAGUGGGUACGCUGCAAUGCCAACUGCAUGAACAUCCAGACGGAAAGCUACGUGGUGAGCGGCCUGGAGGAGGGUCAGCGGUACCAGUUCAGAGUCAUCGCCAAGACGGCCAUCAAUACCAGCCUGCCAUCAGAGCUGUCCGACCCCAUUGCCAUCAUUGCAGAGAACGUUCCUCCUCGUGUGGAGCUUGGUGUCAAUAUGAAGAACCUGAUUGUGGUUAAAGCUGGAGAGAACAUCUCCCUGGAUGCUGAGGUGUUUGGCAAGCCACUACCCAAGGUUAGCUGGAAGAGAGACGGCGUGCCUCUGGUUCUCGCCGAAGGAAUGAAGAUGAGCCAGAAGAAACAUGUCCACCUGCUGGAACUGUUCUGUGUCACCAGGAGGGAAUCUGGAGACUACACCAUCACUGCUGAGAAUGCCCAUGGCUCCAAGUACGCCACCAUCAAGGUCAAGGUGCUUGAUAAACCAGGGCCCCCGGCCUCAAUCAAAAUCAGUAAGGUGUUUGCCGACCGCGUUAAGCUGCGAUGGGAGCCCCCACUCGCAGAUGGCGGCUCUGAGAUCACCAACUACAUCAUCGAGAAGCGUGAGACCAGCAGAGCCAACUGGGCGCUGGUCACCUCCAACAUCCAUGGACAUAUCACAGACACCUCAGUGGAGAAACUCAUUGAAGGACAUGAGUAUCAGUUCAGAGUCAGCGCUGAGAACCAGUAUGGUGUGGGAGAUGUCAUCAUGACAGACCCUGUCAUGGUCAAGAACCCGUACGAUGUUCCCGGUCCAUGCGAGCCACCCGUCAUCACCAACAUCACUAAGGACUCCAUGACAGUGAGCUGGAAGGCUCCAGCCAACGAUGGCAAAUCCCCCAUCCUGGGCUACAUGGUGGAGAAACGUGAAGCCACUGAGCUGACCUGGGCUAAGGUCAACCGCCGGCCAGUCAUCGACAGGACCAUCAAGGCCGCUCAACUGACAGAGGGCUCUGAGUAUGAGUUCAGAGUCAUUGCCAUUAACAAGGCCGGUCUGGGCAAACCCAGUGAUGCAUCUAACGCUGCACUGGCUGUUGAUCCAGUCUAUCCUCCUGGCCCACCUGCCUUCCCCAAGGUGGUGGACUCCACCAAGAGCUCCAUCAGCCUCAGCUGGACCAAACCAGCGUACGACGGUGGCUGCGAGAUCAUCGGCUACCUGGUGGAGUGCAAGAGAGUUGACGCAGAGCACUGGAAUAAGUGCAACAUCCCGAAAAAGCUCCAGGCCACCAAGUUCCUGGUGACAGGCCUGAUGGACAACACUGAGUACCAGUUCAGAGUUAAAGCCGUCAACAAGAUCGGUAUCAGCGAGCCCAGUGAAGUCCCUGGAAACCACAUGCCCAAGGACAUCCUGAUCGCUCCUGAAGCUGAGCUGGACGCUGACCUAAGAAAGGCUUUGGUUCUUCGAGCUGGAGUUACCAUGAGGCUCUACGUCCCAUUGAGAGGACGCCCGGCGCCGAAGGUGACGUGGACGAAGGUGGACGCUAACCUGAAGGACAGGCAGGGUGUGUUGAUUAAGACAUCAGAAUGGGACACCCUGCUGAUGAUCGAGGACAUUACCAGAUACGAUGCUGGCAAAUAUGUCCUGUCGCUGGAGAACAGCAGCGGCGCCAAGAGCUACACCAUUGUGGUCAAGGUCCUCGAUUCUCCUGGACCACCCCAGAACCUGACUGUGAAGGAGACCUCCAGGAGCCACGCCUUCAUCACCUGGGACGCCCCGCUGAUUGACGGUGGCAGCCCAGUCAAGAGCUACAUCGUAGAGAAGCGCCUGGCUGAAAGAAAGGCCUGGACCUGUGUGGCGCCAAACUGCCACAAGAUCUCCUACAGGAUCACAAAUCUGGAGGCGGGACAGGCCUACUGCUUCAGAGUGCUGGCUGAAAACGCCUACGGCAUCGGAGAGGGCUGCGAGACUGCCGGCAGCGUCCGAGCCUCAGAGCAACCUGGUCCAGUGAUGGAUUUCAAAGCCAAGAAGACCACCAAGAACUCGAUUGUCCUGGCCUGGAAGAAGCCCAUCAGCGACGGAGGAAGCUACGUUUCUGCUUAUAUCCUGGAGCAGAGCGAAGGCGAGGAGAAGUGGAAACAAAUCAUGAAGGGAAAGAACACCACACACACCAUCAGCGAGCUGACUGAGGGCAAGGAGUACUUAUUCAGAGUCAAGGCACUCAAUGAGUCCGGAGAGGGACCACCCACUGAGCUUGCUGUCGUCGCCAAGGACCAGUUUGUGCUGCCUGACUGCAACUUGAGUAAUCUGCAUGACGGUUGCUAUGUGGUGAAGGAGGGUAGCACCACGCGCAUCAACAUCCCCCUCAGUGGAAUACCUCUCCCCACUGCCACCUGGAAGAGGGGCGACGUGGGGCUUGGCGACACUGGCCGAAUGUGCGUGGAGGCAUCCCAUGGUGUCACCACUCUGCUGAUCAGAGACUGCCAGAGAGGAGAUGCUGAGACCUACACCAUCAAUGUCAAGAACAGUGCUGGCUCCAAGGACUGCAAGUUCCAGCUGAAGGUGGUUGGUAAGCCUGGCAUCUGUACUGGACCCAUUAAUUUUGACGAGAUCACUGCCGAUGCCAUGACCCUGGAGUGGGGACCGCCUGCAGAUGAUGGUGGUGCAGAAGUGUCCAACUACAUUGUGGAGAAGAGGAGGACAACAGACAACAAGUGGGCCACAGUGGCUUCAGCUAUUCAGAAGACCACCAUGAGGGUGAUCAGGCUCCAUGAGGGAAAAGAGUACAUCUUUAGAGUGUUUGCUGAGAACAAGUAUGGAGUUGGAGAGUAUCUGAGGUCUGACCCAGUCAUUGCCCAGCAUCCAUUUGAUGUGCCUGGGGCACCUGCUCCUCCAGAAAUAGCGAGCAUCCGCCAUGAGUCAGCUAUCUUGACUUGGGCUGAUCCAAAGGACAGCGGUGGCUCCCCAGUUACUGGAUAUCAUGUGGAGUUCAAGGAGAGGAACAGUCUGAUGUGGAAACGGGCCACUAAGACUCCUCUGAGACUGAAGGAGUGCAGAGUUACUGGCCUGAUCGAGGGACUCGAGUAUGAGUUCAGGGUGAUGGCCAUGAACAUGGCCGGCUUAGGAAAGCCAAGCAAGGUUACUGAGGCUGUGGUUGCCCUUGAUCCUAUUGAUCCUCCUGGCAAGCCUGAAGUGAUUAAUGUCACCAGGACCACAGUCACUCUGAUAUGGACCGCUCCCAAAUAUGAUGGUGGCCACAAGCUGACUGGCUACAUGGUGGAGAAGCUGGAGGCUGGCGGCAAGACCUGGAUGAAGGCCAAUCAUGUUAACAUCCAGAUUUGUGCCUUCACUGUCAGUGACCUGACAGACGGAGCUCAGUAUCAGUUCAGGAUAAGGGCCAAGAAUUCUGCCGGAGCUAUCAGUCCUCCUUCAGAGGUUACUGAGCUUCUGACCUGCAAGGAUGAGUAUGAGCCACCGACCAUCACCAUUGACCCAGACAUGAAGGACGGUGUAUCAGUCAAGGCAGGAGACACCAUUGUGAUCUCAGCCUCCAAGAUUGUGGGCAAACCUCCACCCACUGCUGUCUGGUCGAAGGGAGGCCGUGAGUUCAAGACCUCUGACGUUGUCACCAUCACUAGCACCCCAACCUCCUCCACUCUUGCUAUCAAGUAUGCAAGCCGGAAGAACACAGGAGAAUACACCAUCACUGCCAGCAAUCCCUUUGGCAUUAAGGAAGAACAUGUAAAGGUGAAGGUCCUUGAUGUGCCUGGAGCUCCAGGCCCCAUCGAAGCCAGUAACAUUUCAGCUGAGAAGUGUACUCUGACCUGGCUUCCACCAGAGGAGGAUGGAGGCUCCGCUAUCAAGUCCUACACCCUUGAAAAGAGAGAGACCAGCCGCCUGCAGUGGACCAAGUUAGCUGAAAACAUUGUGGACUGCAGACAUGUAGCCCACAAACUGAUCAAGGGCAACGAGUACAUCUUCAGGGUGUUUGCUGUGAACCAGUAUGGCAUCGGAGACUCAAGCCAGUCUGGUCCAAUCAAAAUGGUUGACAGUUUCAGCCCACCAGGCCCACCCUCAGUCCCAGAGAUUGAUAACGUCAGUAGGAACGCUGUCACCAUUUCAUGGAAGAGACCAGUACGGGAUGGAGGAAGUGACAUUAGAGGAUAUUGUGUCGAGAGGAAAGAGAGGAAAGGAAUGCGAUGGGUGAGAGCCUCUAAGAGGACAAUCCCUGACCUGCGCUUUAAGGUGCAGGGUCUAACUGAGGGAGUAGAGUAUGAGUUUAGAGUCACUGCUGAGAACAAGGCUGGAUUUGGGGAGCCAAGUGAGCCCACACACCCUGUGAUGACCAAGGACAUUGUGUAUCCACCUGGUCCUCCAUCCAACGCCAGAAUUACAGACACCACAAGAACCACAGCUACCUUCGCCUGGGGCAAACCCCACUAUGAUGGUGGUCUUGAUGUAGAGGGAUAUAUUGUUGAGUACAAAAAGGAGGGACAUGAUGACUGGGAAGUGGAGACACAGUAUCCAGUAAAAAUUACUGAAUAUGUUAUUGGUAAACUUCAAAAAGGAGGCAAAUACCAUUUCAGGGUCAGUGCUAUAAACUCAGAGGGCGUUGGCGAACCUGCAGAGAUUGAGAAAGUGACUGAACUGGUGGACCAGGAGUCUUUGCCAGACUUUGAGCUGGAUGCUGAAUUAAGGAGAACCCUGGUGGUCAGGUGCCGUGCUUCAAUCCGUAUGUUUGUUCCCAUCAAGGGUCGUCCUGUUCCUGAAGUAACCUGGAGCAAAGAUGAUACCAACCUGAAAACACGUGCACACAUUGACACCACAGAGUCCUACACUCUACUGGUUAUUCCUGACUGCACUCGAUACGAUGCUGGAAAAUACAACCUGUGUCUGGAGAAUGUUGCUGGAAAGAAAACCGGCUUUGUUAAUGUGAGAGUUUUGGACACUCCAGGACCACCAGUCAACGUCAAGCCGAGAGAGAUCACCAAGAACAGCAUCACCCUCCAGUGGGAAAUCCCUAUAAUCGAUGGUGGUUCUAAGAUUAAGAACUAUGUUAUUGAAAAGAGAGAGGCUACCAAGAAAGCCUACACAGUGCUUAGCACUACAUGGCAGAAGUGUUCCUUCAAGUUUACAGACCUUGAGGAGGGAGCUUACUACUAUUUCCGUAUCUCUGCUGAAAAUGACCUGGGUGUAGGCGAGCCCGCUGAAUCCCCUGAGCCAAUCAGGGUGUCCCAGGCCCCAUCUCCACCAGAAAACUUGUAUGUCACAGAUGUGACAGCUGACAGUGCCAGCCUGGCAUGGACCAAGCCCUUGCAUGAUGGUGGCAGCUUGAUCACUGGAUACGUCAUUGAGGCCCAGAAGAAGGAUACUGACCAGUGGGUCCAUGUGGCCACCAUAAAGGCUCUGGACUACAUUGUAACAGAUCUGAUUGAGGGUGCAGAAUAUACCUUCCGCAUAAUGGCUGUCAAUGCAUCAGGCAGGAGCGACCCACGUGAAAGCAGGCCUGCUAUUAUCAAAGAGCAGACUUCUCCUCCUUCAUUUGACUUGCGUGGAGUCUAUCAGAAGACGGUUAUUGUCAAGGCAGGGGACCGUGUCAAGGUGGAGAUUCCAGUGCUGGGCAAACCCAGACCUGUGGUUUCCUGGAAGAAGGGAGACAUAGCACUCAGGGAGACACAGAGAAUCAACACUGAAGUCACACCAACAUCGACUAUCCUCAACAUUAAUGAGAUCAAGAGGACUGAUGCAGGCCAGUAUUCUAUGACUGGAAAGAACAUGCUGGGUACAGUGACUGAGACGAUCACAGUCCUGGUCCAUGACAUUCCAGGUCCUCCCACUGGUCCCAUCAAGCUGGAAGAGGUCUCCUGUGAUUAUGUUCUCAUAUCCUGGGAGGCACCAGAAAGUGAUGGAGGUGUUCCCAUCAACAACUAUAUUGUUGAGAUGCGGGAGACUACUGGUACUUCCUGGGUGGAGUUGGCAGCUACAGUAAUCCGCACCACAUUUAAAGCAGCCAGACUCAAUACUGGAACUCAAUAUCAGUUCCGUGUCAAGGCCCAGAACAGAUAUGGCAUUGGACCAAGCAUUAUCUCUGAGCCAGUGGUUGCUGCCUAUCCAUUUGAUGUGCCAGGCCAGCCAGGCAUUCCUGUGGUCACAUCUUUUAACAAGGAUGCUAUGACUCUGAGCUGGAAUGAGCCUUCCUCUGAUGGAGGCAGUCCCAUCCUUGGCUAUCAUGUGGACAGAAAAGAGAAAAACAGCAUUCUAUGGCAGAGGAUCAGCAAAGCUCUUGUUAUCGGAAAUAUCUUCAAAUCAACAGGCCUUGUUGAUGGAAUUGCAUAUGAACACCGUGUUACUGCUGAAAACAUGGCCGGUCUCAGCAAACCAAGCAAACCCUCUGAGCCUAUGUAUGCUUUGGACCCAGUUGACGCACCAGGCAGGCCUGUGGCAUUGAAUAUUACCAGACAUGAGGUGACAGUGUCAUGGACCAAACCAGAGGGAGAUGGUGGAUUUUCCAUCACUGGAUACACAGUAGAGAGGAGAGAGAUGCCCAAUGGACGCUGGCUCAAAGCCAACUUCAACAACAUCCUAGAAACCAUCUACACAGUCAGUGGUCUGACCGAAGAUGCAACUUAUGAAUUCCGUGUGUUUGCUAGAAAUUCAGCUGGUGCUGUUAGUGCUCCAUCCCAGCCAUCAGAGGCAAUCACAUGCAGAGAUGACCUUGAAGAGCCCAGGCUUGAUGUUGACGCAUUGUAUAGCAGCAAUGUUAUUGUCAUGGCAGGAGAGGUAUUCAAGCUGGAGGCCAGUGUGACUGGCAGGCCCCUCCCAUCUCUGGUAUGGACCAAGGAAGGAAAGGAGCUUGAGGAUACAGCCAAGAUAGAGAUAAAGACAACAGACUUCCACACAACUCUGGUAAACAAAGAUUCCCUGAGAAGAGAUGGAGGUGCUUAUACUCUGACUGCCAGCAAUCCCGGUGGCUUUGCAAAGUUCACCUUUAAUGUCAAGGUGCUCGACAGACCUGGACCACCAGACUCCCUCACUGUUACUGACGUCACUGCUGAGAAAUGCGUCCUUAACUGGCUGCAUCCAACACAUGAUGGCGGUGCCAAGAUCGAAUACUUUAUCAUUCAGAGGCGUGAGACCAGUAGGUUGGCAUGGACAAAUGUGGCCACAGACCUUCAGGCAAACAGGUUCAAGGUCACCAAGCUUCUGAAGGGCAACGAAUACAUCUUUAGAGUCAUGGCUGUUAACAAGUAUGGUGUAGGUGAACCCCGGGAGUCUGAACCUAUCAUUUGUACCAACCCCUAUGUCCCCAGUGACCCACCACAGCAGCCUGAAGUUACCACCAUUACCAAGGACUCCAUGGUUGUCUGCUGGGAGCGCCCUGAACACGAUGGAGGCAGCAGUAUAAACACCUACAUAAUUGAGAGAAGGGAUAAGACUGGCCUGCGCUGGGUAAAGUGCAACAAGAGGACUGUAACUGACCUGCGAUUCAAGGCCUCUGGCCUCACACCUGGACAUGAGUAUGAAUUCAGAGUUUUUGCACAGAAUAAUGCUGGUCUAAGCCAGCCUAGUCCUUCGAGUCCAUUCUACAAAGCUGAGGACACCAUCUUCCAGCCUGGACCUCCAGGGAAUCCCAGAGUUCUUGACACAACCAAGUCUUCCAUUACCCUUGCCUGGAACAAACCUGUCUAUGAUGGCGGUUCUGAAAUCACUGGUUACAUAGUGGAGACCUGCCUUCCUGAGGAGGAUGAGUGGACUAUUCACACUCCCAAAAAGGGAUGGGUAGCCACUUCCUUUACCAUCACCAACUUGAAAGAAAACCAGGAGUACAAAAUCAACAUCUGUGCCACUAAUUGUGAGGGAGUGGGAGAGCCUGCUGCUGUUCCUGGAACCCCUAAGGCUGAAGACAGAUUGCUUCCUCCAGAAAUUGAACUUGGAGCAGAGCUGCGUAAGGUGGUCUGCAUCCGAGCCUGUAGCACACUCAGACUCUUUGUUCCCAUUAAGGGUAGACCAGUACCUGAAGUUAAAUGGUCAAGAGAGCAUGGAGAAUCUCUGGACCGAGCUAACAUUGAAAUCACUUCAUCAUUCACCACCCUUCAGAUAGACAAUGUUGACAGAUUUGAUGCAGGUAAAUACAUAGUGACUGUGGAGAAUGCCUCGGGAAGUAAAUCAGCCUUUGUUAAUGUCAGGGUGCUAGACACUCCCGGAGCACCACAGAACCUGAUUGUCAAGGAGGUCACUAAAGAUUCAGUUUCCCUUGUUUGGGAUGCACCUCUCAUUGAUGGUGGCUCCAGGGUCCGCAGCUACAUUGUUGAGAAGCGUGAGUCAACCAGAAAGGCCUACUCAACAGUCUGUGCCAGCUGCCCUAAGUCUAGUUGGAAGGUUGGUAACUUGGAGGAAGGAAAGAUGUACUCUUUCAGAGUCCUGGCUGAGAAUGAAUUUGGCAUUGGCCUCCCAGUAGAGACUGUUGAACCAAUUAAAGUGUCUGAGAAACCUCUACCACCAGGCAAAGUGUCCGUUCGUGAAGUUACCAGCUCCAGUGUCACACUAACUUGGGAAAAGCCUGACCAUGAUGGUGGCAGCAGAAUCACAGGGUACAUUGUUGAAAUGCAGGGUAAAGGCAGUGAGAAAUGGACCCAGGUCAUGGUGGUAAAGACCAAUGAGGCUGUUGUAACUGGCCUUACACGGGGAGAGGAGUACAUGUUCCGUAUCUCAGCCACCAAUGAAAAGGGAGUUAGUGACCCACGUUCACUCAAUGUGCCUGUUGUGGCUAAAGACCUAGUCAUCUCACCAACCUUCAAACUUCUUUUCAGCACAUUUAGUGUGCUAGCAGGAGAUGAUCUGAAGAUAGAUGUACCAUAUGUUGCCUGUCCCAAGGCUACAGCAACUUGGCUCAAAGAUGGUGUUGCUCUCAAGGAGACAACAAGAGUUAAUGCUGAAGCCACUGACAAAAACCUUCUCCUAGUUAUUAGGGAUGCUUGCAGAGAUGAUGUGGGCACAUAUACUGUCAAACUGAACAAUAUAGCUGGAGAGGCAUCAACAGACAUCAGUGUUGUUGUUCUAGAUAAGCCUGGACCCCCAACUGGCCCAAUUAAGCUGGAUGAAGUCACUGCUGACAGUGUGGUCCUUUCCUGGAAUCCACCAGAGUAUGACGGCGGUUGUGCUAUCAACAAUUACAUUGUUGAAAAGAGAGACACAUCUACCACUAACUGGCAGAUUGUCUCAGCUACUGUGGCCAGAACCACUAUCAAGGCAGCCCGUCUUAAGACUGGAGUUGAGUACCAGUUUAGAAUUGCUGCAGAGAAUAGAUAUGGCAAGUCCUCAGUGCUGGUUUCUGAUACCAUUGUUGCUCAGUAUCCAUUUGAAGUACCUAGCUCACCACGUUCUGUUGUGGUCCAGUCAGUCACCAAGGAGAGUAUGGUGGUUGUAUGGGAGAAACCUAGCAAUGAUGGUGGAAGCAAAAUUCUGGGCUACCACUUGGAGCUUAAAGAGAGAAACAGUAUACUGUGGGUGAAACAGAAUAAACAACUUAUCCCAGAGACCAGAUUUAAGGCUGUUGGCCUUGAGGAGGGUAUCGAUUAUGAGUUCAGAGUCUAUGCUGAGAACAUUGUUGGUGUCAGCAAAGCCAGCAAAGUGAGUGAAAUGCAAGUGGCCAGAGAUCCUUGUGACAGACCAGGAAAACCAGAGGCUGUGAUUGUCACAAGAAACCAAGUGACACUCAGAUGGACUAAACCUGAAUACGAUGCAGGCAUCAAGAUCACAGGCUAUGUGGUUGAGAAAAAGGAAGGAGCUGGCCGAUGGAUGAAGGCGAGUUUCGCCAACAUCUUAGAGACAGAAUUUGUUGUCACAGGACUUACUGAGGAUCAGAUUUAUGAGUUCCGUGUCAUCGCCAGAAAUGCAGCAGGUGUCUUCAGCCAGCCAUCUGAUUCUACUGGAGCCAUCACUGCCAAGGAUGAGGUGGAUCCACCCAGGAUUGACUUAGAUACUAAGUACUCCCAGGCUGUGGUGGUAAACGCUGGAGAGACAUUUAGGCUUGAGGCUGCUAUCUAUGGUAAGCCUGUGCCCACAGUACACUGGCUGAAGGAGGGCCAAGAAAUUACUGAAGCAGCUCGCUUAGAGCUCAAGAACACAGACUUUACAGCUUGUCUAGUUGUUAAAGAAGCUAUCCGUGUUGAUGGAGGUCAGUACACUUUACUCAUAAAGAAUGUUGGAGGAGAGAAAUCUAUUAACAUUAAUGUAAAGGUCCUGGACAGACCAGGUCCACCUGAAGGCCCUAUCUCCAUCUAUGGGGUCACCAGUGAGAAAUGCUCCAUUGCCUGGAAACCUCCCUUGCAAGAUGGAGGUAGCGAUGUUUCCCAUUACAUUGUUGAGAGAAGGGAAACCAGCCGACUGGUAUGGACAGUAGUUGAACCAAAAGUUCAGACACUAAACCUGAAGAUCACAAAACUUCUUCCUGGUAAUGAGUACAUCUUUAGAGUGAUUCCUGUCAACAAAUAUGGAGUUGGUGAGCCUCUGGAAUCUGAGUCAAUGGUUGCCAAAAAUCCAUUUGUCACUCCCAGCCCACCAACAGAGGUAGAAGUCUCCACAAUCACCAAAGACUCCAUGGUAGUGACCUGGGAGAGACCAACUAAUGAUGGUGGCAGUCCUAUCCAGGGAUACAUUGUUGAGAAACGUGACAAGGACGGUGUGAGAUGGACUAGAUGCAAUAAGCGCACAGUGAGUGAGCUGCGCUUCAGAGUAACAGGCCUCCUAGAAAACCACAGCUAUGAAUUCAGAGUUGCUGCUGAAAAUGCUGCAGGUGUUGGCACACCUAGUGCACCAACAGUGUACUACAAAGCAUUGGAUCCUAUCUUCAAAGCAGGUCCACCAAACAACCCCAAAGUGGUGGACACAUCUAGGUCCACUGUUUCCCUGACAUGGGGCAAACCUAUCUAUGAUGGUGGUUGUGAGAUUCAGGGUUACAUUGUUGAGGCCUGCAAUACAGUAACUGAUGAGUGGUUUAUGUGCACUCCUCCAACUGGCAUCAAGGACACUAAGUUUACAGUGAAAAAGCUUCUUGAGAAGCACGAGUACCAAUUCAGAGUGUGUGCCAUCAACAAAGUUGGUGUUGGAGAGCAUGCUGAUGUUCCAGGAAAAAUUCUACUGGAGGAGAAGCUUGAGGCUCCCGAUCUUGACCUGGAUGCUGAUAUGAGAAAGAUGAUCAACAUAAGAGCAGCAAGUACUCUCAGGUUGUUUGUUCCUGUGAGAGGUCGCCCAGCUCCUGAGGUGAAAUGGGGCAAGGCUGAGGGCGAGAUUAAGGAGACUGCCCAGAUUGACUGUACGGGCAACUAUGCUUCACUUGUCAUCGAGAAUGUUGACAUAUUUGACACUGGCAAGUACACCCUGACUGCAGAGAAUGCCAGCGGAGUGAAGUCAGUCUUUAUCAGUGUCAGAGUCCAGGACGCACCUAGUUCACCAACUAACUUGUUGGUGAAAGAGAUUACAAAGAAUUCUGUCAGUCUCACAUGGGAGCCUCCACUUCUGGAUGGUGGCUCAAAGAUAAAGCAUUAUAUCGUUGAAAAGCGUGAGAGCACUAGGAAAGUUUAUUCUCCAGUUACCACCUGUAACAGGAUGUCAUGGAAAGUUGAGCCUCUUCCAGAGGGUGGAAUCUUCUUUUUCAGAGUCCUUGCUGAAAAUGAAUAUGGUGUGGGUCUCCCCAUUAAAACUACAGAACCAAUUAAGAUAUCUGAAAAGCCUCAGCCACCUGGUAAAGUCAGUGUUGUUGACGUCACUCGUAACUCUGUAACUCUAAGCUGGGAGAAGCCUGAGCAUGAUGGCGGCAGUAGGAUCAGUUACUAUGAAAUUGAACUGGCACCUAAGGACAGUGAAACUUGGUCUGUGUGCGCUAGUGGGAAGGCACUGGAAGCUGUAGUGACAAAUCUACUUAAGGGAGAGGAGUAUCAGUUCAGAGUUAUUGCUGUAAAUGACAAAGGUAAAAGUGACCCCAGACAACUGGUUCAAACAGUUGUAGCAAGGGACCUUGUGAUUGAGCCUGCUGUUAGACCCAAAACGAGCACCUACCAUGUCCAGGUGGGGUAUGAUCUCAAGAUAGAGGUCCCAGUUGCUGGUCAUCCAAAACCAACCAUCACUUGGACCAAGGAUGGAGCAGCUCUCAAGCAAACCACCAGAGUCAAUGUCACUGACUCACUACGUCUCACCACUCUCACCAUAAAGGACGCUACCAAGGAGGAUGGAGGCAUGUACAGCAUCAAUGUUACCAAUACCCUGGGUUCCAAGGAUGCUACAAUUGAAGUGAUCACCCUGGACAAACCAGGUCCACCAACAGGCCCUGUCAAAUUGGAGGACAUCAGUGCUGAGAGUAUUACUCUCAGCUGGGAUUCUCCUACAUAUACAGGUGGCUGCCCAAUCUCCAAUUACGUGGUUGAGAAGAGAGAUACAACCACAACCAACUGGGUGGUUGUAUCUGCCACUGUGGCCAGAACCACACUAAAAGUGACCAAUCUGAAGACAGGCAGUGAAUACCAGUUCAGAAUCUAUGCUGAGAAUAGAUAUGGAAGGAGUUAUGCAAUUGAUUCGGAGCCUGUUGUGGCACAGUACCCAUUCCAGGAGCCUGGCCCACCAGGAACACCAUUUGUAUCUUCAUAUGCUAAAGACUAUAUGGUGGUUGAGUGGCACAAACCCCCAUCUGAUGGAGGCAGUGCCAUUUUAGGCUAUCAUCUGGAGAGGAAAGAGAAGAACAGUAUCCUCUGGACCAAGAUCAACAAAAUGCUCAUCCAAGAUUGCAGGUUCAAAUCUACUCCUCUUGAGGAAGGCAUUGAGUAUGAGUACAGAGUUUAUGCAGAGAAUAUUGUUGGCAUUGGAAAAUGCAGCAAAGUCUCUGAAGUUUAUGUAGCCCGCGACCCAUGUUAUCCUCCUGGCCGUCCUGAUGCUGUGAUUGUGACCAGGCACUCAGUGAAGCUGAGAUGGACCCCUCCAGAGUAUGAUGGUGGAAGCUUGGUUACUGGCUAUGUAGUGGAGAAACGUGACCUUCCUGAAGGAAAGUGGAUGAAGGCCAGCUUUGCAAACGUCAUUGAACAUGAAUUCACAGUUACUGGCCUGGCAGAAGACAGUAAAUAUGAUUUCAGAGUAAUUGCAAGGAAUGCAGCCGGUGCUGUCAGCAAGCCCUCAGAAAGCACAGGAUCCAUCACAGCCAAGGAUGAAGUUGACCCACCUAAGUGUGAGACAGAUCCUAUGUACAACCAGACCAUUGUUAUCAAUGCUGGAGAGACUUUCAGUCUGGAGGCCAGUGUGGAAGGAAAGCCCAUCCCCACAGCUCAGUGGUUCAAGGGAAAUGUUGAAGUUGAAAACUCAGCAAGAGCUGAGAUCAAAAAUACAGAUUUCAAGGCUUUGCUGGUUGUGAAGGAUGCCAUCAGAGUGGAUGGUGGACAGUACACGCUGGUUCUGACUAAUGUGGCUGGAACUAAGACUGUUCCAUUCAGUGUAAAGGUCCUGGAUAGACCAGGCCCCUCAGAGGGACCUAUUACUGUCAGCAAUGUCACUGAGGAGAAGUGUUCACUGUCAUGGCUGCCUCCCAGGCACGAUGGAGGAGCUAGCAUUUCUCACUACAUCAUUCAGAAGAGAGAAACCAGUCGCUUGGCAUGGACUGUGGUCUCCAGUGAUUGUGGAGCUACCAUGAUUAAGGUUACCAAACUGUUGAAGGGCAAUGAGUACAUCUUCAGAGUCAUGGCUGUUAACAAAUAUGGUGUGGGCGAGCCUCUUGAGUCAGCAGCAGUUAUCAUGAGAAAUCCGUUUGUUCCUCCUGGCUCACCUCAGGAGUUGGAGAUCACCAACAUUACUAGGGACUCCAUGACUGUCUGCUGGAACCGCCCUCAGACCACUGGAGGCAGUGAGAUUGUUGGUUAUAUUGUUGAGAAGAGAGACAGAGCUGGAGUGAGAUGGACCAAGUGCAACAAACGCAGAGUGACAGACUUGCGUUUCAGAGUAACAGGACUGACUGAGGACCAUGAGUAUGAAUUCAGGGUAUCUGCUGAGAAUGCUGCUGGAGUGGGUCAACCAAGCCCACCUACACCAUACCUCAAAGCCUGUGACCCCAGCUUUGAACCUGGUUGUCCUUCCAAUGUCCAUGUGGUCGACACGGCCAAAGACACCAUCACUGUAGCCUGGCACCGGCCUAUCUAUGAUGGUGGUUGUGAGAUUCAAGGAUACGCAGUGGAAAUUACCAAGGCUGAUGAGGAGGAGUGGACCAUAUGCACCCCACCCAUGGGAGUUAAUGCAACCAAGUUUACCAUCAAAAAGUUGAUAGAGCACCAGGAAUACAAGGUGCGCAUAUGUGCCAUCAAUAAGCUUGGUGUUGGUGAGCCCACUGAGCUCGAGGGAGUUGUGAAACCUUUGGAUAAGAUUGAUCCUCCAGAGAUGAUUUUAGAUUCAGAGCUCAGGAAGGGAAUAGUUGUCCGUGCAGGAGGCUCAAUGAGAAUCUGCAUUCCAUUCAAGGGCCGUCCUACUCCUGAGAUCACCUGGGCCAAGGAGGAUGGAGAGCUGCCCACUAAAGUUCAGAUAGAGAGUGGUGAAGAAUAUACACAGCUCUCCAUCGACAUCUGUGACAAAUAUGAUGCUGGAAAAUACAUCCUCAAAUUGGAAAAUAGUGCUGGCACCAAAUCAGCCUUUGUCUCAGUUAGAGUUCUGGACACUCCAGGGGCUCCUCUGAAUCUAACAGUUAAAGAUAUUAAGAGAGAAAGCGUCACUCUGACCUGGGAGCCUCCUCUUAUUGAUGGUGGUGCAAGAAUCAAGAAUUACUUGGUUGAAAAGCGCGAGUCUACCAGAACAGUUUACUCUAACGUGGACAACAAGUGCACAAAGACAAGCUAUCGUGUCACUGGCCUCACUGAGGGAACUAUCUACUAUUUCAGAGUCUUAGCAGAGAAUGAGUUUGGCGUGGGACAGGCAGCUGAGACAGAGGACUCAGUUAAGACCUCUGAGCCUCCUCUGUCAGUGGGUAAGGUCACUUUGACUGAAGUGACCAAAAAAUCUGCCUCACUCUCUUGGGAGAAGCCAGACCAUGAUGGAGGCAGCAGGAUCAUGGGCUACUACAUUGAGAUGCAGCCUGUGGGUUCAGAGGAAUGGGUGGUGGCCGCCACAACCAAAACUUGCGACGGCACUGUUACAGGCCUUAGCCCAGGCCAUGAGUAUCUGUUUAGAGUGUCAGCUUUCAAUGAGAAGGGCAAGAGUGACCCCAGGCCUCUGGCUGCCCCAGUCACGGCUAAAGACGUAACUAUUGAGCCCAGAUUCAAGAUGACAUUCAACACUUACAGUAUACAGAAUGGUGAGGAUCUGAAGAUUGAGAUUCCAGUGAUUGGACGCCCUGUUCCCAAAGUUGAAUGGAAGAAGGAUGGGCAGGCUAUUAAGGAGACAACCAGACUAAAUGUAUCCAGUACACCAUCAUCUACUAAGCUGGCCAUCAAGGAUGCAAAUAGGGAAGACUCUGGUAAAUACACCAUCACCGCCACCAGCAGUGUUGGAACAGCAACAGAGGAGGUCACUGUCAUCAUUCUUGAUAAGCCUGGCCCACCCACAGGCCCUGUGAAGAUUGAGGAGGUGAGCUCUAAUUUUGUCACUUUCUCCUGGGAGCCACCAGAGUAUACUGGAGGCUGUCAGAUCAACAACUACAUUGUGGAGAAGAGAGACACCACCACGACUGCAUGGCAGAUUGUGUCUGCUACUAUUGCCAGGUCAACUAUCAAAGUCACUAACUUGAAGACUGGCACUGAGUAUCAAUUCAGAGUGUCUGCUGAGAAUAGAUAUGGAAAGAGUUCUGCCAUUGUCUCUCCCACUGUUAUUGCUCAGUAUCCAUUCAGUGAGCCUGCGGCCCCAGGAACACCAGUUGUUUCUGCUGCAACCAAGGAUAACAUGGUUGUUGAGUGGAAACCUCCCACCAACAAUGGAGGCAGCCCCAUCAUAGGCUAUCACCUUGAGAGAAAAGAAAAGAACAGUCUUUUGUGGACCAAACUCAAUAAGCUUUUAAUCCCAGAAACACGUUUCAAGACUACAGAGCUGGAAGAAGGUAUUGAGUAUGAAUUCAGAGUUUAUGCUGAGAACAUUGCUGGACUUAGCCCAGCUAGCAAGGUCUCUGAGAGCACAGUAGCCAGGGACCCCUGUGACCCACCAGGCACUCCUGAGGCUAUUAAUAUCACCAGAAAUCUUGUAACACUUCAGUGGACUAGGCCUCAGUAUGAUGGAGGCAGUGCAAUCACUGGCUAUUUGAUCGAGAGGAGAAAGCACCCAGAUACCCGCUGGAUGAAGGCCAGCUUCACCAACAUCAUUGAUACGCAGUACACACUCACUGGCCUGACUGAGGACUGUGUUUAUGAAUUCAGAGUCAUUGCCAGGAACGCUGCUGGCAUUUCCAGCCGUCCCUCUCAGAGCACAGGAGAAAUCACAGCCAAAGAUGAAAUUGUGGCUCCGGAGGCCACUUUGGAUUCUAAAUUCAAGGAUACGACUGUUGUUAAUGCUGGUGAGACUUUUGUCAUUGAUGCUGACUACACUGGCAAGCCUCUACCUGAAGUCAUUUGGUUAAAGGACGGAAAGGAGAUUGAUAAAACCACACCAAGAAUGGAGGUCAAGACCACACUUACACGUACCAUCCUAACAGUCAAGGAUUGCAUCAGAGUGGAUGGUGGUCAUUUCACCCUCAAACUUGUCAAUGUGGGAGGAGUCAAAAUGAUCCCAGUUAAUGUUAAAGUUCUGGAUAGACCCGGACCUCCUGAUGGCCCACUAGAAGUCAAGGGGGUCACAGCCGAGAAAUGUUAUCUGCACUGGAGCCAUCCCUCACACGAUGGUGGAGCUGCUAUCUCUCACUACAUCAUUGAGAAGAGAGAGACCAGUCGUUUGUCAUGGACCAUGGUUGAGCCCAAGAUCCAGGCCAUCAGCUACAAAAUCACAAAACUGCUGCCUGGCAAUGAAUACAUCUUCAGAGUCACAGCUGUAAAUAAAUAUGGUGUUGGUGAGCCUUUGGAAUCUGAGCCUGUUAUUGCUCGUAACCCCUUCACCACUCCCAGUGCCCCCUCCACCCCAGAGCCCAGCGCUAUCACAAGGGACUCUAUAGUGCUUACAUGGGAGAGACCAGAGAAUAAUGGAGGAGCUGAGAUUGAAGGAUAUGUCCUUGAAAAACGUGAUAAGGAUGGCAUCAGAUGGACCAAGUGCAACAAGAAGAGGCUGAGUGACCUAAGAUUUAGAUGCGCUGGCCUCACAGAAGGCCACUCUUAUGAGUUCAGGGUCUCGGCUGAAAAUGCUGCUGGUGUGGGAAAGCCUAGCGCACCAUCCGAAUACAUCAAGGCCUGUGAUGCCAUUUAUCCACCAGGUCCUCCAAAUAACCCCAAAGUCACUGACCAUUCGAGCACCACAGUCUCUCUGUCCUGGUCCAGGCCUAUCUACGAUGGCGGAGCACAGAUCAGUGGAUAUGUUGUUGAAAGGAAGGAGGCAGGAGAUGAUGAGUGGAUAUCUUGCACAUCACCCACUGGUGUUCAGACCACUCACUACACAGUAAAGACACUGAAGGAGAAUGCAGAGUACAACUUCCGCAUCUUUGCUGUUAACUCAGAGGGAGCAGGAGAGCAUGUGGACCUACCUGGUUCUGUGAUUGCUGCAGAAAAGCUGGAGGCUCCUGAAAUUGAACUAGAUGCUGACUUAAGAAAGAUGGUUAAUAUUCGUGCCACUGCCACUUUGCGUCUGUUUGUGACAAUCAGAGGAAAGCCUGAGCCUGAGGUCAGAUGGUCAAAGGCUGAUGGCACUUUGAAUGAGCGUGCCCAGAUUGAGGUCACAAGCUCUUACACAAUGCUUGUGAUUGAGAAUGUUGAUAGAUUUGACACUGGCAAAUAUGUUCUGAACCUUGAGAACCUCAGUGGCUCUAAAUCAGCCUUCAUCAAUGUCAGAGUUCUGGAUUCCCCAAGCGCUCCUACCAACCUGGUAGUUAAGGAUGUGAAGAGAAAUUCUGUCGCUAUCUCCUGGGAGCCCCCUGUGAUCGAUGGUGGGGCUAAGAUAUCACACUAUAUUGUGGAGAAGAGAGAGCAAAAGAGAAUGGCUUUCACCAGUGUUUGCACCAACUGUGUGAGGAACUCGUACAUUAUUUCUGACCUGCAGGAGGGAGGUCGAUUCUAUUUCCGUGUGCUGGCUGUGAAUGAGCUGGGAGUAGGUCUGCCUGCCUUCACAGAUCAAGUCAAGGUGGCUGAGGCUCCUUUGCCUCCUGGGAAGGUUGUCCUGGUUGACGUGACCCGACAUACUGUCACUCUUUCAUGGGAGAAACCUGAUCAUGAUGGAGGCAGCAAGAUUACAAAAUUUAUUGUGGAGAUGCAGCCUAAGGGAGAUGACAAAUGGAGCGUGUGCAGUGAAGUAAAAGCACUUGAAGCUACUAUUGGUGGACUUGCAACUGGAGAGGAAUACUCCUUUAGAGUGACUGCUGUAAAUGAUAAGGGCAAGAGUGAUGCCAAGCCUCUUGCUACCCCUGUGGUGGUGAGGGACAUCACGGUCCAGCCCAUCAUCAACCUGUUGUAUGACACAUACAGUGUAAAAGCAGGAGAUGACCUUAAGAUUGACGUUCCCUUCAAAGGCAGACCUCAGCCUGACGUGUCUUGGAAGAAGGACGGCCAGGUACUUAAGCAGACAACCAGGGUCAAUGUUCUUAAUUCCAAGACGUCAUCCAAGAUUGUUAUUAAGGAUGCAACCAAAGAGGAUGUAGGAAAGUAUGAGAUUACUUUGACAAACUCAGUUGGGACCAAGACAGCUGAAAUAUUUGUUAUAGUCCUGGACAAACCUGGCCCACCCAGCAACAUUAAGAUGGAUGAAGUGAGUGCUGAUUUCAUCUCUCUGUCUUGGGAUCCACCAACUUAUGAUGGUGGAUGCCAAAUCAACAACUAUGUGGUGGAGAAGAGAGACACAACUACAACUGCAUGGCAGAUUGUCUCAGCCACGGUAGCCAGGACAUCUAUCAAAGUGACACGUCUCACCCAGGGAACAGAGUAUCAGUUCCGUAUUGCAGCUGAGAACCGCUAUGGCAAGAGUUCUUCUAUUGACUCUGCUCCUGUUAUUGCUCAGUAUCCCUUUGAGCCUCCUGGCCCUCCUACCAACGUCCAUGUUUCCCAUGCCACCAAGUAUGGCAUGCUUGUGGUAUGGGGCAGACCUGCCACUGAUGGUGGCAGCCCUGUAAUUGGUUAUCACAUUGAAUGCAAAGAACAAAGCAGCAUCCUGUGGACCAAGCUCAACAGAGGUCUGCUGACUGAGAACCAGUUUAAGAUGACAGGCACUGAAGAGGGCUUGUUGUAUCAGUUCAGAGUCUAUGCUGAAAAUAUUGCUGGAAUUGGUCCAUGCACUAAACCCAGUGAGCCUGUGGCAGCCAGGGAUCCAUGUGAAUCUCCACAUAACCUUAGAGUCACCAACAUCACCAGGAACUCAGUUUCCCUCUUUUGGGAGAAGCCAGAGUAUGAUGGUGGAGUAAAGAUAACAGGCUACAUUGUGGAGCGUAGAGAACUUCCCAGUGGCCGUUGGCUUAAGUGCAACUUCACCAACCUGCAAGACACCUACUUCGAUGUCACAGGCCUCACAGAGGAUGUCCAAUAUGACUUCCAUGUCAUUGCUAAGAAUUCUGCUGAGCUGUUAAGUGCUCCCUCAGAGAACACUGGUCCUAUCACAGUCAAGGAUGAUGUAGACCCUCCCACUAUUAUCCUGGAAGAUAGGCUCAGACAGCCUGUUGUCAUUAAGGCUGGAGAGAUAAUUCGAAUUGAUGCUGAAAUCACAGGCCGUCCACUCCCAGUUGUCUCAUGGUCUAAAGACGGAAAAGAGAUUGAGGCCAAGGCUAGGUGUGAAAUCACCUCUACCAACUUCACAACCACACUUAUUGUCAGGGAUGCUAUCAGGAGGGACUCUGGCCAGUAUGUCCUUACCCUGCACAAUGUGGGAGGAACCAGGUCUGUGGCUGUCAACUGUAAGGUUCUUGACAGACCUGGGCCUGCCUCGGGACCAUUGGCAGUGUCUGGCCUCACAGCAGAGAAAUGCACCAUAACAUGGGGACCCCCUCAGGAGAAUGGUGGUGCUGAAAUCAUGCACUACAUUGUUGAGAAACGUGAGACCAGUCGCCUCGCCUGGACCCUUGUCUAUGGUGACAUGAAGGCAACCACCUGUAAAGUGACCAAGCUGCUCAAAGGAAAUGAGUACAUCUUCAGAGUCAGGGGAGUCAACAAAUAUGGGGAUGGUGAGGCCCUGGAGAGUCAGCCAGCAAAGGCAAUGGAUCCAUUCACUGUGCCUGCAGCUCCCACUAAUGUUGAGGUCACCUCAGUUACUAGUGAGGCAAUGACCAUAUGUUGGGAAAGACCAGUUUCUGACGGUGGCAGCAGUAUCUCUGGCUAUGUCAUUGAAAAGCGAGAGAAGACUGGGCUUCGCUGGUGUCGUGUCAAUAAGAAACCUGUUUACGACCUCAGAGUCAAAGCCUCACACCUUCGUGAGGGCUGUGAGUAUGAGUACAGAGUGUUUGCAGAGAACUCUGCUGGCCUUAGUGCUCCCAGCAUCCCUUGCGCACUUGUCAAGGCUGAAGACCCACAAUUCCUGCCUUCACCUCCUGCUAAGCCUAAAAUCAUUGACUCUACAAAGACCACAGUCACCCUGUCAUGGAAUAAGCCACUAUUUGAUGGUGGAGCACCUGUGACUGGUUACAGAGUCAGAUACAGGAAGACUUUAGAUGAUGAAUGGUUUGUUGGAGUCCGGAAUACCACGAACACAGAGUUUACAGUGGUUGGACUGACACCUGGAGCUGAAUAUGUGUUUGUUGUCGAGUCUAUUAACAAGAUUGGAAUCAGCGAGCCCAGUCCUGAGUCAGACAAACAGGUUGCCAAAGAAAAGGAGGAGGAGCCAGUCUUUGACAUUAGCAAUGAGAUGAGGAAGACUCUUAUUGUGAAGGAUGGGAGCUCAUUCACCAUGACUGUGCCAUUUAGAGGCAAACCAAUCCCCAGUGUAACCUGGACAAAGCCUGAUGUUGACCUUAGAGUUCGUGCUGUCAUUGACACAACAGACACCUUCACCUCCAUCACCUUAGAGAAAGCAACUCGCAAUGACUCCGGCAAAUACACUGUGACCUUGUCCAGUGUAUCAGGGACUGCCUCCUUGACACUCAGUGUCAGAGUCUUAGAUUCCCCUGGACCUCCUGCCAGUAUAGAGGUCAAGGAUGUAACCAAGACCUCUGCUACUGUAACCUGGGAUACUCCCGAGAAUGAAGGAGGAGGACCAGUCAAGAACUACCUUAUUGAUAUCCGUGAGGCCAGCAAGAAAGGUUGGACGAGGUUGACUGACACAUGCCACAGACUGACAUACAAGGUGACAGACCUGCAAGAGGGAGGAGUCUACUUCUUCAGAGUGACAGGCGAGAAUGAGUAUGGUGUUGGUGUUUCUGCUGAGACCAAAGAAGGAACCAAGAUUACAGAAAAACCAAGCCCACCACCAAAGCUUGGUGUGACUGAUGUGACCAAGGAGAGUGUGUCCAUAGCCUGGGCCAAACCAGAACAAGACGGAGGCAGCAGAGUCACUGGGUUCCUGGUGGAAGCUCUGGAGAAAGGCCAGGAGAAGUGGUUUAAGUGUGGUGUAACCAAGUUCACACACUUUACAGUAUCUGGUCUGAGAGAGAAUGCUGAGUACUUCUUCAGAGUCAGAGCAGAGAACCUUGCUGGCUUCAGUGAUUAUAAGGAAAUGGUUACCCCUGUUAUGGUCAAAGACCAGCUUGAAUCUCCUGAGAUCAACAUGAAGGACUUCCCCCACAACACAGUGUAUGUCAGAGCCGGCUCCACCCUUAAAUGUGAGAUCCCACUGACAGGCCGGCCUUUGCCUAAAGUCUCCCUGUCCAAGGAUAACGUGCCGCUCAAGUCAACAAUGAGGUUCAACGCUGAAGUUACCCCUGACAGCAUCAAGAUCGCAUUGCGUGAGAGCAAUGCUGGAGACUCAGGACGCUACGAUAUCACUGCCUCCAAUUCUAGUGGAACCACUAAAUCCUUUAUAAAUAUUAUCGUUUUGGACCGCCCCAGUGCCCCUGUUGGACCUGUGGAGCUGUUUGACGUUACAGAGGACAGCGUGAGCCUUACGUGGCUCCCACCGGCAUAUGAAGGUGGUAGUCCCAUCACAAAUUACAUCGUCCAGAAGAGAGAGACAACCACAGCCAACUGGAUGGAUGUAUCUUCUGCUGUGGCCCGCUGCACCAUGAAGAUCAUGAAGCUGACCACGGGCCUGGAGUACCAGUUCAGAAUCAGAGCUGAGAACAGAUAUGGAAUUAGCGAGCACCUCGACUCACCAACUGUUGCUGUCAACCUUCCUUACACUAUUCCUGAAGCUCCAUCAACUCCAGAGAUUACUGCUGUAACCAGGGAGACCAUCACUGUAGCCUGGAAGGAGCCUAAGUCAGAUGGUGGCAGCCAUGUGUUUGGUUACCAUCUCCAGAUGAAGGACAAGAACAGCAUACUUUGGCAGAGAGUCAACAAAAUGGUGAUCCGUGCUACACACUUCAAGGUCACCAGCAUCAAUCCUGGACUUAUUUAUGAGUUCAAGGUUGCAGCAGAGAACGCUGCUGGAAUCAGUGCCUUUAGCAAAGUUUCUGAUGCAGUGCUGGCUAUUGAUGCCUGUGAGCCACCGGUCAAUUUGCGCAUUAGCGACAUCACCAAGAACUCCAUAAGUCUGGUCUGGGAAAAGCCUAACUAUGAUGGAGGAUCCUCAGUCACUGGUUACAUCAUUGAGAAGAGAGAGGGUGUUAGUGCUAAGUGGUCCAAGGCUAACAUCACCAAUGUCACAGACACCCGCUUUGCUGUGACUGGCCUAAUCCAGGACGAGUCAUAUGAGUUUAGAGUCAUGGCCAAAAAUGCUGUUGGCUCAGUGAGCAACCCAUCUAUGACUGCUGGGCCAGCCAGAUGCGUGGACACCUACGGUGCCCCAGAGAUUGACAUACCUCAAGAGUACUUCAGCGAGGUCAAGUACUUGGCUGAGUCUAAUGUGGAGCUCAAGUUCAAUAUCAAAGCUAAACCUGCUCCUACAAUUGAGUGGUUUAAGGAUGGCAGAGAGCUUGAGCCUACUGCCCAGCUCACUUUCAAACACACAUUCGAGUCCACCAGUUUGUUCCUGAGGGAAACCACUCGUCUGAACUCUGGAACAUAUGAGGUCAAGGUGAAGAACUCCCUGGGAUCUGCAUGUGCCGUUGUCAGGCUGCUCAUUCAAGACAAGCCAGGCCCUCCUGCUGGAGAGAUUCAGUUUAAGAAGGUCACAGCCAGCAACAUCACCAUCAUGUGGUCCCCGCCUGCUGAUGAGGGUGGUGCCAUGGUAACGCAUUAUAUUGUGGAAAAGAGGGAGUCCAGCAGGGUCAUGUGGUCCGUUGUCUCAGAGAAAAUGGUCGACUGCAUUGUUAACGUGCCCAGACUCAUCCAGGGCAAUGAGUACAUCUUCAGAGUUCGUGGAGUCAACAAGUAUGGCAUCGGAGACCCACUGGAGUCUGAACCCAUAAUUGCAAAGAACGCAUUCGUUCCUCCUAGUGAGCCAUCCAAGCCUAAAGUGACCAUGAUCACCAAGUCCACUAUGACAGUGAUCUGGGAAAGACCAGCACUGGAUGGAGGCAGUGACAUUGAUGGCUACUACCUAGAGAAGAGGGAGAAGAAGAGUCUGCAGUGGUUCAAGGUGGUGAAGGGCACCAUCAGAGACACAAGGCAGAAAGUCACCAACCUGGUGGAGAACAAUGAGUACCAAUACAGAGUUUGUGCUGUUAACAAGGCUGGAGCAGGAAAGUACUCUGAGGCCUCUGAUCUCUACAAGGCCUACGACCCCAUCGAUCUGCCUGGAGAGCCAUCCAAGCUGCGUGUAGUCGACUCUACAAAGACCUCCAUUACCCUUGGCUGGGAAAAGCCUGUCUAUGAUGGUGGCAGUGAAAUCACACACUACAUUUUAGACCAGAUGAAUGUAGAGGACAAAGAAUGGGUGACCAUCAACCCACGGGUCACAACCUGUGAGUAUGUGGUGUCUCACCUCAAACCUGGAACCUACUACUUCUUCAGAGUCUCUGCUGUCAACUGCAAGGGCAAAGGAGAAGACAUCAAGAUAUAUCAGCCUGUGCAAGCCAAGGAUAUCUUGGAGGAGGCUGAUUUGGACUUGGAUGUUCCCAUGACAACCCAGUACACAGCCAGGGCCGGCCGUGACGUAGAAGUGUUUAUUCCCCUGAAGGGACGCCCCACCCCCAACGUCACCUGGCGCCGUGGCGACCGCAACAUUGCUGGUGACAACCGCUACACCAUCACUAGCACUGAGCGAGCCACCACACUCCUCAUCCCCAAGGUCACCCGCGAUGACCGUGGCAAGUACCUGCUGGAGAUUGAGAAUGGCGUGGGAGAGCCCAAGAUAAUUAUCAUUUCCCUAAAGGUUCUGGACAGUCCAGCCAUCUGCCAGAAACUGAUGGUCAAGAACGUGACAAGGGGAAAGCUGACUCUCAGCUGGGAGGCUCCUCUCAUCGAAGGCGGUUCCUCUGUCACCAAUUACAUUGUUGAAAAGAAGGCUUCCACCAUGAAGGCUUACCAGGUGAUCACUGCCGAGUGUCCUAACACAACUUACAAGGUGACGGGCCUGGAGGAGGAUGUGGCUUACUUCUUCCGUGUAUCUGCUGAAAAUGAGUACGGUGUGGGCGACACCUGCGAAACUGCUGAGCCUGUAAGAGCCACUGAAACUCCUGGAGCAGUUAAAAACCUGGUGAUGGCGGACUCUACAAAGAACUCUGUUACCUUGCAGUGGACUAGACCUGACCAUGAUGGUGGCAGCUACAUCACUGAAUACAUCAUUGAGAAGAGAACCGACGAAGAUCCCACCUGGACUUUGGGAGCAACAUGCAAGCGUUUAAGCUGCGAGGUGACAGGACUCAAGGAGAACGCUAUCAUGGACUUCAGAGUAAUGGCCAAGAAUGAGAAGGGCAACAGUGACUUUUCCCAGAUUGGACCGAUUGUAGUGAAGGACUUUAUCAUUCCACCCGAGGCCAACCUCAGUGACUACCCCAAUGGAGAGCUUGCUGUUCGUAUUGGUCAGAAUAUCCACAUUGAGUUGCCCUUCAAGGGUAAACCAAGACCUGCCAUCAGCUGGCUAAAGGAUAACAUACCUCUGAAGGAAAGUGAUAAGAUUCGCUUCAGGACCACUGACAACAAGACUGCGAUCACAGUCAGAGGAGUUAAGAAGGAGCAUGCUGGCCAGUACACCUUGGUUCUGGAUAACAGAGUCAUCAAGAACUUCUUUGAUAUUAAUGUGAUCACUCUGGGACCCCCCUCAGUGCCUGUUGGUCCCGUACGCUAUGAUGAGAUUAAAGCCCAAAGUAUCAUCAUUUCCUGGGAUGAGCCGAAGGAGGAUGGAGGUGGUGAGAUCACCUGCUACAGCGUGGAGAAACGUGAGGCUUCCCAGGCCGUAUGGAAGAUGGUCUGCUCCAGUGUUGUCAGGACCACAUUCAAGAUUCCCAACCUGGUCAAGGGAACUCACUACCAGUUCAGAGUCCGUGCAGAGAACAAGUAUGGAGUCAGUGAACCCCUCAUCUCCUCAGACGUUGUUGCCCAGCACCAGUACAAACCACCAGGGCCUCCUGGAAAACCAGUAGCCUUCAACGUCACCAGUGAUGGCAUGACCAUCAAGUGGGAGGCCCCCGGCUUUGACGGAGGAUCACCCAUUAUGGGCUAUCAUAUUGAAAAGAAGGACAGGAAUAGCCUCCUGUGGGAGAAAGUGAACUCCACCAUCAUCUCCAACAGAGAGUACAGGAUAAUUAGUCUCUUGGAGGGUCUGGAGUACUCCUUCAGAGUCUAUGCUGAGAACAACGCCGGACUCAGCCCUGUCAGUGAACAGAGCAAACAUGCACUCGCUAUCUCCCCUGUUGAUCCACCUGGCAACCCUGUCUGCAUCGACACAACAAGAGACUCAGUCACCCUGCAAUGGGACAUUCCCAAGAAGGAUGGUGGCAGCAAAAUUGUGGCCUACAGUGUGGAGAGACGCCAAGGUAGAGGCAAAUGGCUGCGAUGCAACUUCACUGAUAUCUCUGAGACCCAGUUCACCGUAACCGGUCUGGCUCCUGGAGACCGAUUCGAGUUUAGAGUAAUUGCCAGGAAUGCCGUAGGCACGGUCAGUCCACCAUCCAACUCCUCUGGAUACAUUAUGACCAAGGAUGAGAGCAUUCCUCCGGAUGUCAUAUGGUCUCCAGACCAGGUGCUCACCCUGAGGGCCGGUGAGAACAUUAAGCUCAACUGCAGCAUCACUGGACGUCCCGUCCCCCAGAUUAUCUGGUACAAGGAUGGCAAAGAGAUUGACAAAAGGACCAUGUUUGACAUCGAGAUCACCACUGGCAUUGGCACCAGCAGUGUAUUUGUUCGUGAUGCUGACAGAAACCACCGUGGAAUCUACACCAUAGAGGCCAAGAACAGCUCUGGUACCAGGAAGGCUGAAGUCAACGUCAGAGUACAAGAUACCCCUGGACCUGUUGAGGGUCCCAUCCGUUUCACGGGUAUCACAGCUGAUAAGUGCACCGUUUGGUGGAACCCGCCAGAGAACGAUGGUUGUGCCGCCAUUACCCACUAUGUGGUGGAGAAGAGGGAGACAUCCAGGAUCACCUGGGCCUUGGUCACCUCCAAAUGCGAGGCCUGUUCUUACAAUGCCACCAACCUCAUCAAAGGGAAUGAAUACCAGUUCAGAAUCUCUGCUGUCAACAAGUUUGGUGUUGGCAAACCACUGGACUCUGAUCCCUUCAUUGCACAGAUGCAGUACACUGUGCCUGAUGCCCCAGGUACCCCAGAUGCCACCCAUGUAACUGGAAACAGCAUCACCGUGUGUUGGACCAGACCACGGUCAGAUGGAGGCAAUGAGAUCAAACACUACAUUCUGGAGAGGAGAGAGAAGAAGAGCCUGGUUUGGGUGAAGGUUUCCUCCAAGAGACCCAUCACAGAGCUAAGACACCGUGUCACCAACCUCACUGAGGGCAAUGAGUAUGAGUUCCGCGUAAUGGCUGAAAAUGGCGCUGGCAUCGGACCGGCCAGCAGUACCUCCAGGCUCUUCAAAUGUAGAGAACCAACCAGUGCUCCCAGUAACCCCACAUUAGUCAAGGUCACUGACUCCACCAAGACCUCUGUCAGCCUGACAUGGACCAAGCCAGUCUUCGAUGGCGGUCUGGAAAUAAUUGGCUACAAUAUCGAUAUGUGUAAGGCCAGUCUGGAGGAGUGGCACAGAGUAAACAGCCAGAUUUGCAUCCACACCAGCUACACCGUGAAGGGCUUGGUUCCUGGAGAGUUCUACAAGUUCAGGGUCAGUGCUGUGAAUGGAUGCGGAGAGAGCGAACCUUCAGUGAUGCCCAGCGCUGUUCAAGCUCUGGACAGACUUACACUACCUGAGAUCGACAUUGCUGCCAAAUUCAAGCAGACUCACAUCGUAAAGAAUGGUGGAACAGUUGUCCUCCAUAUUGCCUUCCGCGGCAAGCCAGCUCCUGUUGCCACCUGGUCUAAGGUGGAUGGUGAGCUGCCUGUCAUGGCUGACAUUAACACCACUGAUUCCUCCUCUACACUAACCAUUGAGGGCUGCACUAGGUAUGAAGCUGGCAAAUACACCCUUUCCCUGGAGAACAACAGCGGACAAAAGUCCAUCACAUUCACUGUCAAAGUGCUGGACACUCCCGGGCCUCCAGGAGCUAUCACCUUCAAAGAUGUUACCCGUGGAGCCUUGACAGUUAUGUGGGAUGCCCCCACUAAUGAUGGUGGAUCCCGAAUCCACCACUACAUUGUGGACAAGCGCGAAGCCAGCCGCCUGGCCUGGCAGGAGGUCAGCAGCAAGUCCUCUCGCCAGACACUCAGGGUCACUGGUCUGGAGAUUGGUGUGCCAUAUCUGUUUAGGGUGACUGCUGUUAACCAGUAUGGCCAGGGAGAACCACGCGAGAUGACAGAGCCCGUCAUUGCCACAGAAGAACCCGCACCACCCAAGAGACUGGAUGUUGUCGACACCACAAACUCCUCUGCCUCCCUGGUGUGGCUGAAGCCCGAUCAUGAUGGAGGCAGCCGCAUCAGAGGCUACAUUGUUGAAUUCAGAGCUAAAGGCACUGACCGUUGGGUUGCUGGUGGAGAGACCAAAUCCCAGAAGAUGCUAUUGGAGGGUCUGAUUGAGAACACAGAGUAUGACUUCAGAGUCAAGGCCAAGAAUGACGCUGGAAUCAGCGAACCUCAGGGCACAUUCAGCUCUGUGGUCAUUAAGGAGCCUCGCAUCGAGCCAACUGCUGACCUCAGCAGCAUCACCAACCAGCUCAUCAUCUGCAAGCUCUCCAACACCUUUACAAUCAACAUCCCCAUCAGUGGCAGGCCUGCACCCAAGAUCACCUGGAAGCUGGAGGAAAUGAAGCUAAAGGAGUCUGACAGAGUUGUCAUCAGAUCCACAAAAGAGGAAACCACUUUGAUGGUGAGAGAUAGCAAGAGAAGCGACAGCGGCAAGUACUACCUGAUCCUGGAGAAUACUGCUGGUGUGAAGACGUUCACAGUGACAGUGGUUGUUGUUGGCAGACCAAGUCCACCCACAGGCCCUGUGGAGAUUUCUGGAGUCUCCUCAGAGUCCUGCUCUCUGUCCUGGUCCGAGCCAGCUGAUGAUGGUGGCUCUGAAAUUACGAACUACAUUGUGGAAAAACGAGAGUCCGGCUCUGCCUCUUGGCAAGUAGUAAACUCUAGUGUGAAGAGAACCACCAUCAAAGUGACUCACCUUACCAAGUAUAUGGAGUACACCUUCAGAGUGUGCGCUGAGAACAAAUUCGGAGUCAGCAAGUCCAUUGAGUCUGCUGCUGUUGUCAUUGAGCAUCCAUAUGUUCCUCCGAGUCCUCCAACUCGCCCAGAUGUGGUGUCUGUAUCUGCUAAUGCCAUCAACAUCAAAUGGGACCUGCCAUAUGCCGACGGUGGCAGCAAGGUGACAGGCUACUGGAUUGAAAAGAAGGAGAGAAACACCAUCCUGUGGGUGAGGGAGAACAAACUGCCCUGCCUGGAUUGCCAGUACAAGGUGUCCAACCUGAUUGAGGGCCUGGAGUACCAGUUCAGGGUCUAUGCCAUGAACAUUGCCGGACUCAGCAAGGCCAGCGAGGCUUCCAGACCUGUGGUGGCACUCAAUCCUGUUGAUCCUCCUGGUAAACCCGAGGUGACCGACAUCACCCGCUCCUCUGUGUCGUUGUGCUGGACCGUGCCAUUCAACGAUGGCGGCAGCAAGAUUGUUGGUUAUGUGGUGGAGAGAAAAGUCUACAGUACGGAUGAGUGGGAUGACAAUCGCUGGCUCAAGUGCAACUACACAACUAUCAGCGAGAACUAUUUCACCGUCAGCAACCUGGGAGAGGAAGAGACCUACGAAUACCGCGUCAUUGCCAAGAAUGCUGCCGGUGUCCACAGUGCACCCUCCGAGGUCACUGGACCGGUCACAUGCAAGGAUGAAUACUCUCCUCCAAAAGCCGAGCUGGACAGCAAGCUGGUGGGCGAGACCGUCACCGUCAUGGCCGGCUCCGACCUGGUCCUGGAUGGCACUGUGGGUGGUAAACCAGAACCUACAGUAUACUGGUCGAAGGGCGACAAGAUUUUGGAGCUUGGAGAGAAAUACUCACUGACCUACACUGCCACCAGAGCCAUGGCUGUUAUCAAGAACUGUGACAGAUACGACACAGGCAGAUACAUCCUGACCGUCAAGAACGCCAGUGGAAUCAAGACCGCUGCCGUCAGCGUCAAAGUUCUGGACACUCCUGGAGCCCCGGCUGAUAAGCUUGUGAUCAGCAGAGUGACGGAGGAGAAGUGUACAGUGUCCUGGAAGAUCCCUCUGGAGGACGGUGGAGACAGCGUCACCCAUUACAUCGUGGAGCGUCGCGAGACCAGCCGCCUCAACUGGGUUGCUAUGGAGACCGAGUGCAAGACACUGUCGUGCGUCAGCACCAGGCUAAUCAAGAACAAUGAGUAUAUCUUCAGAGUUAGAGGAGUCAACAAGUACGGGCCUGGAGUUCCUCUGGAAUCCGAGCCUGUCAUUGCCAGGAACGCCUACACCAUCACAUCCCAGCCGGGCACUCCAGAGGCUACAGCAGUCGGCAAGGAGCAUGUCAUCAUUGAGUGGCUGAAGCCCGAGAGUGACGGAGGCAGCGAGAUCAAAACCUACUUAGUAGACAAACGAGAGAAGAGCAGCACCAGGUGGACUCGGGUGAAUAAGAAUUACACCAUCUAUGACACCCGUCUGAAGAUCUCCGGCCUGCUGGAGGGAAGCGAGUACCAGUUCAGAGUGACAGCUGUCAACGCUGCCGGAGACAGCCAUCCAAGUGACGCCUCGGCAUACAUCCUCUGCAAAGACCCCACAUAUACCCCAGCUCCUCCAUCAUUACCUCGUAUCACUGACACAACCAAGCACAGUAUCAGCAUGACCUGGACCAGGCCCAUGUACGACGGCGGCUCAGACGUCACCGGCUACUUUGUGGAGAUCCUAGAGGAGGGCUCUGAGCAGUGGUACCGUGCCAACGCCAAAGCCAUCAAGAACACAGAGUAUGUGGCCGCCGGCCUGGCAGCCAAUAAGAAGUACAGAUUCAGAGUAGCUGCUGUCAACGACAAAGGCACUGGCGAGUUCAGUGAACCUAGUGCCGAGGUUGAGCCUCUGGAGAAAGUUGAAAUGCCAGACCUGGAGCUGCACGAGGACCUGAAGAAAACGGUGUGUUUGCGCGCUGGAGGAACCCUGCGUUUGAUUGUAUUUGUCUCUGGCCGGCCGUUACCAGUAGUUGCUUGGAGGAAGACAGGUGUGGAGCUGCAGAGCCGCGGCUACAUUGAGACCACCGACAGCUACACCUCACUGAUGGUGGAGAAGGUCAACCGCUACGACUCUGGAAAAUACGUUGUGGAGGCAGAGAACCCAUCCGGCAAGAAAACUGCCACCAUCCUGGUUAAGGUCUACGACACUCCUGGUCCUCCAAGUUCUGUGAACGUGAAGGACUACACCAAGGAGUCUGUCGUGAUCACCUGGGACGUCCCCAGCAUUGACGGUGGUGCUCAUGUCAGCAACUACAUCAUAGAGAAGCGUGAAGCCAACAUGAAGUCAUACAAGACCGUCACCACUGAGUGUAGGAAGACCCUGUUCAGGAUCUCUGGUCUGGAGGAGGGAGUGCACUACUUCUUCAGAGUCCUGCCAGAGAACAUAUAUGGUGUUGGCGAGCCCUGUGAGACAUCCGAGGCUGUGCUGGUGUGCGAUGUGCCGUCAGUGCCUCAGAACCUCCAGAUCAUUGAUGUCACCAAGUCCUCAGUCACUCUGCACUGGGAGAAGUCACUAUACGAUGGUGGCAGCAGGCUGUCAGGAUAUAUCAUCGAGGCAUGCAAGGCAGGCUCGGACAGGUGGAGUACCGUCGCAACAGUCAAAGCCUCAGUGACCCAGCACACCAUCCAGUCUCUGACGGAGAACGACCAGUACCUUUUCAGACUGCGAGCCACCAAUAGCAGGGGAGCCAGCGAGCCCAUGGACACUGUCACCCCUGUCACUAUCCAGGAUAUCAAGGUGAUGCCCAAGAUCGACAUGACCAGCAUUCCUCAGAAGAUCGUCCAUGUGCACCGUGGCAAACCCAUUGACCUCAACAUCCCCAUAAGGGCCAAACCGCAGCCAGUCUGCUCCUGGUUCUUUGGUGGUGUCAAACUGAAGGACACCCUGGACCGCAUCAAGAUUGACAGCAACGGAAAAUACACUCACCUCGUCAUCCGUGAGACCACCAUCAACGACACAGGAGACUACACGCUUGAGGUGAAGAAUGCCAUUGGCAUGGCAACCGAGGUCAUCAAGGUCAUCAUUCUGGACAAACCUGGCAUCCCAGUUGGUCCAGUGAAGAUCGAGGAGAAUGACGGCGUAUCGGUCACAAUCAGCUGGGAACCCCCAGAGAAGGACGGUGGUGCCAACGUCAGCGGCUAUGUGGUGGAACAGCGCGAUGCCCACCGCCCAGGCUGGGUCACCAUCUCAGAGUCUGUGACCCGACCCUGCUUCAAGUUCACCAGACUCACUGAGGGAACUGAGUACGUGUUCCGUGUUGCAGCCAUGAAUCGCUUUGGUGUUGGUGGCUUCCUGCAGUCAGAGGUGGUGGAGUGCAAGAGCGAAAAGACCAUCCCUGGACCUCCCAGCAAGCCAGAGGUGCUUGAUGUCACUCACGAGGGCAUGACCCUGACCUGGCAACCACCCGUGGACAAUGGUGGCUCCACCAUUGCCGGCUAUAUCAUUGAGCGUAAGGAAGCCCGUUCUGACAGGUGGCUGAAGAUCAACAAGAACCUUGUCACCAUGACCAGGUACCGCUCCUCUGGCCUGAUUGAGGGCCUGGAGUAUGAACACCGUAUCACUGCUGUCAACUCCAGAGGAGCCGGCAAACCCAGCGAGAGCUCUGCCAUCACUGUUGCCAUGGAUCCCAUUGAGCCUCCAGGUCCUCCAAUUCAGCCCAGAGUCACUGACACCACCAGGUCUUCAGUAUCUCUGGCCUGGCUGCCACCCGAAGAGGAGGGUGGUUCUAUUGUUACUGGGUACUUCAUCGAGAUGCAGAAGGUGGACCAGGUGGAAUGGACGCUGUGCAACACCACGCCCACAAAGAUGUGCGAGUACACCCUCACUCACAUGCCCCAGGGCGCUGAGUACAAGUUCAGGAUCAUUGCCUGCAAUGCUGGUGGUUCUGGGGAGUCCGCUGAGAUUCCUGGAGUGGUUAAAGUCCAGGAGAUGCUUGAUUAUCCCGACUACGUGCUUGAUCGUAAAUACGAGGAGGGCUAUGUGGUGCGGCAGGGCGGAGUCGUUCGUCUGUCUGUGCCCAUCAAGGGUAAACCUAUCCCUACAUGCAAGUGGACCAAGGACGGUCGUGACAUCUCUCAUCGGGCCAUGAUCGCCACCCAUGAUGACAUCACCGAGCUGGUCAUCAAAGAGGCACACAAAGACGACACUGGUACCUAUGACCUGGUGCUGGAGAACAAAUGCGGCAGGAAGGCCGUGUACAUCAAGGUGAAGGUGAUUGGUCGCCCUGAUGCCCCAGAGGGCCCUCUGGAGUUUGAUGACAUUCAGGUCAGAUCAGUGCGGGUCAGCUGGAGGCCACCAUCAGAUGAUGGCGGCUCCGACAUUCUGGGAUACAUUGUGGAAAGAAGGGAGGUACCCAAGGCUGCCUGGUACACAGUCGACUCCAGGGUAACUGAGAGUUCUCUGGUGGUGAAGGGUCUGAAGGAGAAUGUGCAGUACCACUUCAGGGUUUCUGCUGAAAACCAGUUUGGCAUUAGCAGAUCUCUCAAGUCUGAUGAGGCUGUCACACCAAAAACACCACUUUGCGCACCAGAACCUCCCGGCAACCCACCAGAGAUUAUGGACGUGACCAAGACCACGGUGUCUCUGUCCUGGGCCCGGCCCCGGGAUGAUGGAGGCUCCCGCGUCACGGGAUACUAUGUGGAGAGGAGAGAGGUUUCGACAGAGAAGUGGGUCCGACACAACAAGACCCACAUCACCACCACUAUGUACAAUGUCACCGGUCUCAUCCCUGAUGCUGAGUACAUGUUCAGAGUGGUGGCUCAGAAUGACAUCGGGCAGAGCGAGCCUGGUCCUGCCUCAGAGUCUGUGGUCUGCAAAGAUCCAUUUGACAAACCCAGCCAACCAGGGGAGAUCGACAUCAUCUCCAUCACCAAGGACUCUAUCACCAUCCACUGGCUCAGGCCAGAGCAUGACGGCGGCAAGGAGAUUCUGGGCUACUGGAUUGAGUUCAGGCAGGCUGGAGAAAGUGCCUGGAAAAAAUGUAACAAAGAGCGCUCCAAGGAUCGUCAGUUCACCAUGGGCGGGUUGAUGGAGGCCACCGAGUACGAGUUCAGAAUCUUUGCUGAGAAUGAGACUGGACUGAGCCGACCUCGCCGCACGCCCAUGGGCAUCAAGACCAAACUGAGCGUUGGUGAGGCUCCAGCUUUGAAGGAAGAGAUCCAAGAUGUAACCACCAAGCUUGGCGAGUCCGGCACCCUCACCUGUGGCAUCAUUGGAAGACCUCUGCCUGAGAUCAAGUGGUACCGCUACGGUAAAGAGCUGAUCCAGAGCCGUAAGUACAAGAUGAGCUCAGAUGGCCGCAACCACUCCCUGAGCAUCCUGACAGACGAGCAGGAAGAUGAGGGCCUGUACACCUGCAGGGCCAUCAACGAAGCCGGAGAGAUCGAGACCAGUGGCAAACUGCGCCUGCAGGCGCCGCCGCAGUUCCACCCUGGCUUCCCUCUGAAGGAGAAGUACUACGCUGGAGCUGGCACCAGCCUCCGUCUCCAUGUUGUCUACAUUGGACGUCCCAUCCCCCAGAUCAUGUGGUUCUAUGGCAAGAAGCCUCUGAACGCAUCCGAGAAUGUAAUUAUUGAAAACACCGAAAGCUACACCCACCUGGUGGUGAGGAACGCCCAGAGGAAGACCAACGCUGGUCGCUACAAGGUGCAGCUCAGCAAUGUAUUUGGAACCAUCGACACUGUGCUCCGUGUUGAAAUCCAAGAUAAACCAUGCACCCCUGAGGGCCCUGUUAUUGUUGAGGCUCUGCUGAAGAGCUCGGUUGUCAUCAGCUGGAAGACACCCAAGGACGACGGAGGCUCCAUGAUUACCAACUACAUUGUGGAGAAACGCGAGGCCAAAGAAGGCGAGCAGUGGCACCUGGUGUCCUCCUCCGUUUCUGGCACCACAUGCCGUGUCCCCAACCUGACUGAGAAUGCCGGCUACUACUUCAGAGUCUCUGCCCAGAACCAAUAUGGAGUCAGUGAGUCCCUGGAGAUCCCAUCGGUGGUCAUCAUCAAGAGUCCAUUUGAAAAACCUGGCAUCCCACAACAGCCCUUCAUCAUCAGUUCCGCCAAAGACUCCUGUGUCGUCUGCUGGAAACCUCCAACCAGCGACGGUGGAGCUAAAAUCACCGGCUACUACCUGGAGAAGCGUGAGAAGAAGCAGAACAAGUGGAUGUCAGUAACCAGUAAGAAGAUUGCCGAGACCAGCUUUGAGGUCAAAGCCUUGAUCGAGGGCUUUGAGUAUGAGUUCCGCGUCAAGUGUGAGAACAUGGGCGGUGAGAGCGACUGGAGUGAGAUUUCAGCACCUGUCAUCCCCAAGUCCGACCAGGCUCCUCGUGCUCCCGCGUUCAGGGAGGAGAUCAGGGACAUGACCAUCAAAUACCACAACAAUGCCACCUUUGUCACCAAGGUGAUGGGACAUCCAAAACCUUUGGUGAAAUGGUACCGCAAUGGAAAGGAGAUCCAGGCAGAUGGAGCCAAGAUCAAAGCCUUGGAGUUCAAGGGAGGCUACUACCAGCUGAUCAUCACUGCCGCUGAUGAGAAUGAUGCCGCAGUUUACCAAGUCAGAGCAACCAACCCCUCAGGGUCCAUCUCUACAACGGCCAACCUUGAGGUUGAAGUUCCUGCUAGGAUCCACCUGCCUGAGGAGCUUCAGGGAAUGGGAGCAGUCCAUGCUGUCUGUGGUGAGCACAUCACCAUCAAGAUCCCCAUCUCUGGCAAGCCUGAGCCAGCAGUCGUUUGGCAGAAGGGUCAGGAGAUCCUCUCCAACUCUCCUCGUUACCAAGUCAUCACCACCAGAUCUUUCACCUCUCUGGUGUUCAUGAAGGGAAUGGAGAGGAAGGAUACUGGCUACUACAUCAUUACAGCAAAGAACAGGUUUGGUACAGACAAGCAAACCAUUGAGGUGAACGUUGCUGACAUACCUGAUGCUCCAAAGGGACUGGUUGUCAGUGACAUUGCUCGGGACUCCAUCACCUUGACCUGGGAACCCCCUGCCAGUGAUGGUGGAAGUGACAUCAUUAGCUACAUUGUGGAGAAGUGUCCCACCACUGCUGACAGAUGGAUCCGAGCUGGACAGACCACUGACUGCAGCAUCACCAUCAUCAACAUAUUUGGAAAGACCAAGUACCAGUUCCGCGUCAUUGCCGAAAACCAGUUUGGCCUGAGCCAUCCUUCUGAGCCAACUGAGCCCAUCACCACAAAGGAGGACAAGUCUGUGAUUAGGAAUUAUGAUGAGGAAGUGGACGAAGCCAGAGAGGUCACCAAGGAGGAGGCUCUGUUCUACAAGGUGAAGGAGCUGUCCUCCAAGUACAUCAUCUCUGAGGAACUCUCUCGCUGCCAGUUUGGAGUGGUCCACCGCUGCACGGAGAUUGCCACAAAGAAGACCUUCAUGGCCAAGUUCAUCAAGGUCAGAGGAACCGACCGUGAGUUGGUUCUCAGAGAAAUUGAGGCCCUUAACAUAGCAAGGCACAAGAAUAUCAUCUAUCUACAUGAAUACUUUGAAAGCAUGGAGGAGAUUAUCCUCAUCUUUGAAUUCAUUUCUGGAGUUGACAUCUUUGAGCGCCUUGGCACGAGCAACUUCGAGCUGACAGAGCAGGAGAUUGUCCGGUACCUGAGACAAGUCUGCUCUGCCCUCAAGUUCUUGCAUAGCCACAACUUCGGCCACUUUGAUAUCCGCCCAGACAACAUUGUCUACACCACCAGGAAAAGCACCACCAUAAAGAUUAUUGAGAUGGGGCAGGCUAGGCUGUUGGUGCCAGGAGAAAACAUCAGAAUGCUGUUCUCAGCUCCCGAGUACUGUGGCCCUGAGGUCCACCGUCAUGACCUGGUCACAACAGCCACUGAUAUGUGGUCUGUUGGCGUAAUGGCCUACGUUUUGCUAAGUGGCCUUAAUCCAUUUGCGGCAGAGUCCACUACAAAGAUGAUUGAGAACAUCUCCAACUGUGAGUACAUCUUUGACAGUGAAGCAUUCAAGGACAUCAGCUUGGAAGCUAUGGACUUUAUAGACAGACUUUUAGUCAAGGACAUGAAGCUCCGUAUGACAGCCCACGAGGCUCUGGAGCACCCAUGGCUCAAGAUGAAGAUUGAGCAUGUCAGCAACAAGAUCAUUAGGACACUGAGACACAGAAGGUACUACCAGACUCUGGUAAAGAGGGUAGAUACUAUUGUAUCAUCAGCUCGUGUGGCCUACGGUGGCGCCUUCAAAAACCAGAGAGGAUUGGCUGUGGGUAGAGUGAAGAUUGGAACUGAGUACCAUGGCCUCCGCAGUGGUCCAGUCAUGCAUGGUUCAGCUGAAGAAGGUGGCCAUGUCAGAUUUACUUGUAGCAUCACCAACUUUGACAAGACUACACAGGUGACAUGGUAUCACGGUACCCGUCAGCUACAUGCAAGCGCCAAGUAUGAAAUCACUUACAGCAAUGGUUUUGCCAGCAUCUAUGUAAAGGACAUUCAAGAGAGUGAUGAUGGUGUGUACAGGUGCAAGGUGGUGAGUGACGAUGGAGAGGACAGUGCUUAUGGAGAGCUCUUUGUUGAGACAGUGAGGAGCAUCAGAGAGUACUACCUUAGUCGCACCAUCAAGAAACUGAGGAAGAGAGUCGACAAGACGAAACUCCUGCAGAGACCACCAGAGUUCACUUUGCCUCUCUACAAUCGCUCUGCCUACAUCGGUGAAGAUGUGCGCUUCGGUGUCACCAUUACCGUGCACCCGGAGCCUCAUGUCACAUGGCUCAAGAAUGGAGAGAAAAUCAAGCCAGGUGAAGAUGACACCAAGUACACGUUCACCAGUGAUAAGGGUCUUUACCAGCUGAUGAUCCACAACCUGAACUUAAGUGAUGAUGCAGAAUACACCGUCAUGGCUCACAACAAGUUUGGAGAAGACAGCUGCACAGCUCGUCUCACUGUGACACCUCAUCCUGUAAUGGAGGAAACUAUGAGGCCCAUGUUCAAACGCCUGCUGGCUAAUGUUGAUUGUGUUGAGGGACAUAGCGUCCGCUUCGAGCUCAGAGUCUCAGGAAUCCCCACUCCCACUCUGAAAUGGGAGAAGGACAGUCAUCCACUUCAGUUUGGUCCAAAGGUUGUUGUCAUACAGGAGGACGUUGACCACUAUGUCCUGUACAUCAGAGAUACUCUGCUCGAGGACUCUGGUGUGUACAAGGUGACAGCAACCAACUCUGCUGGCUCUGCAAGCUGCCAGGCUACACUGCAGGUGGACCGCCUCACCUACACCAGGAGAGAGUACAAGAGCGAGGAGGAGAAAUACCUACACGUACAGAAACAAAUUGAAAAGACCAACAAGAUGGCUCAGCAUAUUGUUGCCACCAAGGAGCUUGUACCUCUAAACCCCACAGCUCAGGAGGCACUUAACUUUGCUGCAGAGAUGUACAAGCCUGCAGUGAGCACUAAGAACGUUGAGGGUGAGUUCGACAUCACAGUUGAGAAGACUGAGACUAAGAGGCUGGAGGAGGAGAGGAGGAUCUUUAUGCCAUAUGAGAUCCCUGAGCCUGUGGUUCAUGAUCCUAGAGCUCUGGAUGAGGACAAAACUAUCAAACAGUUUGUGGCUCUGUCCGACAUGAAGUGGUAUAGAAAACUGAGAGACCAGUACGAGAUUCCAGAGAGGAUGGAGAGGAUUGUGCAGAAGAGGCAGAGACGUAUUCGCCUGUCCAGGUGGGAGCAGUUCUACGUCAUGCCCCUCCCGAGAAUCACUGACCAGUACAGGCCAAGGUGGCGUAUUCCAAAACUCACUCUGGAUGACUUGGAGACUGUUAGGCCUGCUCGCCGUUCACCUUCUCCUGAAUCUGAGAUCUCUUACAGAUCCAGAAGGAGAUCAUUGGGAGAUCUUAGUGACGAGGAGCUGCUGAUGCCUGUGGAUGACUAUCUUUCCAUGAGGAGAACAGAGGAAGAGAAAAUGAUGCUGGAGGAUGAACUGGAGCUUGGCUUUUCUGCCUCUCCUACAGGCAGCCCUGUUCGCGUUGAGCGGCGUGCCGUGGAACGUGAAGAGAGGAGGCAGGAGGUCAGACAUGAGGCUGCUGAGAUAACUGAGACAAAGAAGAAACGCACUAUUUCUCAGUACACGAGGAGGCGAAGGUCACUGUCUCCCACAUACAUUGAGCUCAUGCGUCCAGUCUCAGAGCUGAUCAGACCAUCACGGGCCAUGCCUGUGGAAGCAGAGGGAGAGGUUGUUGCAAGAAGGUCUCCCACCCCUGAGAGGACCCGUCCCCGCUCUCCCAGCCCCAUCAGGUCUGUUGAAAGGUCAUCCCGCUCCUCCUCCAGGUUUGAGCGGUCUGCCCGCUUCGACAUCAUGUCCCGCUAUGAGGCCAGAAAGGCUGCUAUAAAGGCUGAGAGGAAAUACCAGGUGGUUACCCAGACACCUUUCAGUCUGGACCAUGCUCCCCGUGUGACUGUUAGGAUGCGCUCUCAUCGUGUACCAAUUGGCCAAGACACGAAAUUCACCCUGAACAUCCAGAGCAAACCAGAGGCCGAAGUCAAGUGGUUCCACAAUGCAACAGAAAUCUCUGAAAGCAGUGAGAAAUAUGUCUUCACCAACAUGAGUGGUGUUUUGUCCAUCACUAUUCUGGACUGCCAUGAGGAGGACAGUGGCACAUACCGCUGUGAAUGCACCAACUCUAGGGGAGAAGCUUCCGACUAUGCCACCCUUGAUGUGGCAGGUGGCGGCUACACCACCUUCUCCUCUCGCCGCAGGGAUGAGGAUGUUCUCAAAGGAUAUGUCCCUGAAGUCACUCGAAUUGAUCACUAUCACACCACCCACUUCAAAACUGGCUAUGCUACUCAGACCCAUUUUGAGGUUGAAGAGAGCAAGACUAAGCUAACUGAGACACGUGAGGUUUCCACACGUGAGAGAUACGCUGCCUCCUCUGAGAGGUACUCCUCUGCUGAGAGGUACUCCUCUGCUGAGAGGUACUCCUCUGCUGAGAGGAUUGAUUCAUCUGUCAAGUAUGCAUCUGCUGAAUACCUAUCAUCUGAUUCCUCAUACUCAUCUGAAAAGUUUUCUCUGACUGGGAAACACACCACAACUGAAGCUAAACUGAAGUCGACUUCUGCUGCUGUUGCUGAGGAAGUUGCUGUGCUUAAGGUGAAGCCUUCUCUUCCUGCCAGAAUCCUCACCAAGCCCCAGUCUGUGACAGUUGCAGAGGGAGAGACAGCCAGAUUCUCCUGUGAUAUCGACGGGGAGCCUGCACCUACUGUAAUAUGGAUGUACGAGGGCAGAACCAUUGUCUCAACUCACCGCAUCCAGGUCACCACCACUCAGUACAAGUCCAGCAUGGAGAUCUCCUCUGUGAUGGCCUCCGAUGAGGGCAGUUACAUGGUGGUGGUAGAGAACUCAGCAGGCAGGCAAGAGGCUCACUUCACCUUGACCAUCCGCAGACCAGCUCCCAAAGAGGAGGUCAAGGCUGUCAAAUCCCCUGAGCCAUCUGUAAAGUCACCCACUCCCAGUGUGAAGUCACCAGAGCCUUCAGUCAAAUCGCCUACUCCUUCUGUAACCUCCCCUGUCCCGAGCGUCAAGUCCCCUGAGCCUUCAGUUAAAUCACCAGCUCCAAGUGUGAAGUCUCCUGAACCAACGUCUCCUGCUCCCGGUGUGAAGUCACCAACACCAGGUGUGAAGUCACCCACACCAGGUGUGAAAUCUCCUGAACCAGAGGGAAUUAAGUCUCCAAGGAGCAUUAAGUCUCCUGAGCCAGCCGCACCCUCUCCAGCACCCGGUGUCAAAUCACCAGCUCCAGGUGUCAAAUCACCAGCUCCAGGUGUCAAAUCACCAGCUCCAGGUGUCAAAUCUCCUGAACCUGAGGGAGUGAAGUCACCACGGGGUAUAAAAUCUCCAGAACCCAGACUCAAGUCACCUCCACCACCACUCAAGUCUCCAGAGAGUGUGAAGUCACCGGAGCCCGAGGAAGUAAAAUCACCUCGUGGUGUCAAAUCUCCGGAACCUGCAGGACUCAAAACACCAAAAGGUAUCAAAUCUCCAGAACCUGCGGGAAUCAAAACACCAAAAGGCAUCAAGUCCCCAGAACCUGCAGGCAUCAAAUCACCAAGGGCCUUAAAGUCCCCUGAGCCCGAGGGGAUCAAAUCACCUCCUAGGAUGAAGUCCCCUCCUCCUAGCUUGUCCCCCAAGAGGGUUGUGUCUCCACCCACCGUCAAAUCCCCAACCCCGAAACCUCCCAGGGUCCUGAGUCAGCUAACAGCCGAGGCCAGUGAGGGUUCGGUGAGGAUGUCCUGCGUCUGUGAGAGCAGCGUCAGGGAGGUGGUGUGGUACAUCAACGGGAGGAGGCUUUCACAGAGCAGUCGCUUUGAGAUGCACUACUCUGAGGGCUCCUGCAGCCUCCUGAUCCAUGAUUUGGCAGACAGUGAUCAGGGAGAGUACAUCUGUGAGAUGACAUCAGAGGGAGGAGUAUCCAAAUCCUCCUUCUCAUUCACCGGACAGGUGUUCCAGUCCAUACGCAUGAAGGUCAAAGCCUACCGUGAACAGCAAGUGGCACUUAAAGGAUCAAUGGUGAUGAGUCACAAGGAGUCUUCAUCAGCAGUGAGCUCAGCCAUGAUGAUGAAGAAAGAAAUGCACACGAAGGAGGAGUCAACGUCUUUCUCUUCCUCGUCUUCUGCCCAGCAGGCGAUGAUGUCAUCCAUGAUGGAGUCAAGCUCCAUCAGCAGCAUGGCAGCUGAGAUGAAGUUUGAGACCAUGUCCAUGUCCAGCAUGUCCUCCCUGACAUCAGAGACGUACGCCAUGAGCUCCAGCAGUCUGACUGAGAUGUCCUCACACAUGGAGGGAUCCUCGUUCAGAGCGAUUGGUUCUGCUCCCAGGAUCGAGGCUCUGCCGGAGGACAUCAGCAUCGAGCCAGGCAAAGUCCUCACAGUCACCUGCGCCUUUUCCGGCGAAGCCAAACACAUUGAGUGGUCCCGCAGUGGCAGAAAGAUCGAGGUGACUGCCGGCGGACGCUUCCACAUUGACACCACGGAAGACCUGACCACUCUCAUCAUCACUGGGGUGAAGGAGGAAGACGCUGGAACCUACACCCUGAAGCUAUCUAAUGAGCUCGGAUCUGACACAGCGACUGUUCACAUCAGCAUUCGAUCAGCAUAAAAGAAAAAGAAAAAAAAAUCUAAUCUUCCUAUCUUCCCCUUUUCCCUACUUCCAUGCCUUUUUAUUUAUUCAUUAAGCAAAAUAAUCGACUUGAUUACGAUCUGGAUUUCUGUUCUUGUAAAUAUGAACUAUUUUUGUACCAAUCUUGACAUUAAUUUAUGCCAAACUAGACUAAAGUCUAAAGGUGUUAUAAAAUGUGCCAUAUUGGAUGACUUAGGAUUUUUGAUCCAUUUUUCUGUGACAUGUACAUAAUGUAUAUAGCCGAAUUUAACGGUUAUGGGAAAUGUAUGCAUUGUUAUUUAUGACAAUAAUAUUAACUGAAACAAAAUGAAACUAAAUGUGGUUUAACAGGAGAAAGUUCCACUUGGAACGAAUACCCUGUUAAACUGAGAAACUAAACUCUGUGCCUCAACGAUAAGUUGAAGUCUAAGAUUGCCUCAACAGGUAGAGAGGCUCCCUGUUGAUGUUAACUCAAUCAGAGACAAAACUAGAAAUGCACUGCGGUGCUGUUGCAUUGUAACUAAAGUGUGAGAUCCUGAGUGCUGUUUGCAGUUACCCUCAUGUAAGCAGGACGACUGGACCUCACGCUCUGACUGAUUAUGUCAUACUGCCAUUUCGAUGACAUGCUCACAGUGCGAGCGGCCUGCACUCCCUGAGCACAAGUGUUUCUUUUUGUUUUGUGCUCUGCUUCUGGCAAAUGACCACUCGCUCGGGCUCUUCAGUUGUACCAUCAACCUGGCCAAUCACAUGAAAGUAGAGUCCCUCCUGUGCUUGUUUGCAGAGGCAGAGCUGUCUCUUGGAGGUCUGCAGUGUGUUUGUGUGUUAGUUUUUAGGCCUGUCAGUCAAGCUGGGCGCCACCAGGCAGCCGAAACCAACCGCCACUGCCUUCAACGAGGACGAGAAGAAGUGUGGUUGCCCUGCACUUUGUUUUGAUUGAAGUUAGAGUUGUAGCAUUGAUUAUUUUCGCAGCCUCCUUGAGUUUUUCUCCAAUUAUUGAUUUAAUAAAGCAUGAUUAUCAGCACUA